Pelobates cultripes (western spadefoot toad) is the source of this 46729-nucleotide messenger RNA. The record is from the annotation of a GenBank genome assembly. NCBI's taxonomy places the organism in Eukaryota, Metazoa, Chordata, Amphibia, Anura, Pelobatidae.
AUUCUUUGCUUUAUCUCCUUGUAUGCUGCAAAUACGUUUGUUACCCAAAGCCUAUAUUAAAUGCAUUCCCCAUCCAAUAAGUCAGCGUAUGAGGCGUUGGGACCAUUUGAUGGCCCGCAAUGGCCUCACAUUGCCCCUCGCAGUACCUAUAUGAUGAUUGCUGUGCUCAUGGGUAUAGUGGUUUUCUUGGCAUUCAUUGUCAAUGGCCUAGUUAUAGUAGUCACCAUCCGAUACAAGAAGCUGAGAUCCCCUCUAAAUUAUAUUUUGGUUAACCUCUCAGUAGCCAACCUUCUAGUCACAAUAUUUGGCAGCAGUGUUAGCUUCUUCAACAAUGUGAUUGGAUACUUCAAACUGGGCAAGACAAUGUGCGAAUUUGAAGGCUUCAUGGUUUCCCUAACAGGUAUGAUGAGACUUUCCUAAGCAAAUGCUUGCUAGUGGACACUGUAGUAGAUAAUAUGCAAAUUAUGCUGUGAUCAAUGUAAAUAAUGUUCAUGUGUUCUUUUUCAUAACACCUGGAUAUGAUAUAAUGUGUAGAUUGCUGUUCAAGGAAAACAUAUCUUGUUUAUGUGUUCAUGUAUCUAUUACAGAAAUAUUCAGGGUAUAAAUUAUUUGUGGUUGUAUCACAUCCAGCAUCUCACAUUCCAGCAGAAAAACUGCAAGGAACUAAUUGUUGUAUUAUAUGUAGAACUAAUAUUUAAAUACACUGCUCCUUUUUUUUUUUUUUUUUGUAAAACUACACUUUCUGUUUAGCAUGUAGCAUUUCAAAUAUGUGGCUGUAUUUGGCAAUAAUGGUAUAUUCGAUAAGAGAGCCAGUCAUGCAUGAAAAGGCUUUCAGUGUAUGUAUGCAGAGAAUAUAUAGGUUGAGUUUUUCAUUAACUAGUUUUUCUGUAGAAUAGGGAAAAGAAAUGAAAUGUUGGGAGAAUUGACUGGUUUUUUAAAUUUAUUUUGUAUCAGAUUGCAAUGCUAAAUGACACCAAGAAUAUCUAUAUACAAGGACAGGUUCUAUUAAAUUUGACAUAUAGAGGUAUAGUUUUAUUUGUUAAACAAUGAUUCAUGAUUCAUCGACAACUGAGUUGCAAUAUAUUGAAUCCCGAUGGCUACAUCAUUUAUACAAUUUGCAACAGACUUGUGCACAAAUUCAUUUCAGUCAUUUGGUCAACUUGGUUAUCAACUAACCGCAAACCUCUAGAACACAUUUCUUACAAAUCAAUCAUGCAAAAUGCUAAAUAAAAAGAGGCUAUGUCUGCUGAAAAAUGUGACAUUAAAAUAAUUAAAUUUAGUAAUAAAUUAUUCACUCCUAAUUACCUCUUAUAGUGUGCUAUUUAAAACUAAUUGCAUUUUUUUAUUAGUUGUAAUCAGCUAUUUUUUUUUAAGUAUUACAUUAGUUUAUUCUUUGUGCUUAUAAUGUGACAUUAUUUAAAAACAAUGGUUAAGAAAGUCACGUUAGGAGGAUUAAGCUAUCAUAAAUCUUUAGUUUUUUUAAAAUUAAUUAUAAUGAAAAUUAUUUGUGACUUUUGUGGGGGUUUUUUGUGAUUUUUAUGGUUUGUCCUUUUGAUAAAGAUUUUUCUUCAGGUGAAAUUAGAGAAUUUUGUAUGUCAUAUCGAUAAAUGACUAAAACUAUACAAUACUGCAAAAAUAAUACAUGCAUGGAAAUAGAUAUAAAAUAGAAAAAAAAUAUUCUUUGUCUAUAUAGUAUUUAUUUGUCUGUCUAUCUAUCUUAAUGUCUUAUAUCCAUCUGUAUAUUUGAAACAAGUGAGAGCACUUAUGUCAAUAAGUAUAUGUUAAUAUUGUGCUGCUAAAAACUAGCCAAUACAUAUUAAAAAAGAAACAUAGAAUUUGAAUGACACAUUAAGACCAAAAAAAAAGUAGGAUUUCCAUCCACCAUGCAAAUACCGACCAUGCAUUAUUAAUGAUAUAUGUGUGAAAUUUCUAAAAAAAAACAAAAAAAAAAACCUGCUUACAAUUUGAUUUUGCUGUACAGAGGUGUAGCACAGAGGUUUGUGGAGAUGGGACUGAGGAGUCUCCCUCCCUGGGUAAUUACUCAAUGAACCCAGCAACAGGCUGUCUACGUUACAGCCAUGCCUGCAUCAUAUAAAUAUACAAAUAUUCAGCAAAAUGUAGUGAAUUACACUGCAAAUUGCAAAAUGUAGGCUAAAAUGGGCAAGCUGUGCCUGAGCUGAAAUCGAGUAUUUUGCUAAAUUAGUCAUAUUUGCCUACAAAUCUGUGGCUUAUUCCCUAAACUAAUGAAUUCAGUGUAGUGAAUAUAAAAAACGAACUACAAAGUUAAGACAAACGUUACAGAUUUGGAAUUUUGGAUUUUCUCCAAUUUUUCCAAUAGCCGUUAUGUCUGUUAAUGGCUUGAAUUAUGCAAUUUGUUUUUUUAUUUCACUACAAGCAACUACUUAGUAAAAAAACAACAAAAAAAAACUUACAGUUGCUUAGUAAUAAAUAUUGAAUAUUUGACAAUAAAUUAACAUUUUAAGACAAAAUAGCAGAGGUGAAGACAAGCGGAGUCGCAGGAUCUUUCCAAUUUGUUUGCUUUGACAUACAAUAUGUAAUUCCAUUGUCAGUCCUCCAUAAUUUCCAGUUCUGUGAAAAAAACUCCUGUCAAUAUUUGCUUACAUAGUGGGAAGGCACUUGCCUGGAUGCAUGUUUGAUUGUGCAUAUUUUCAGAGUGUUGGUGCUUAUUUGUGCAUCUAGUGCCAGUGUGGAUGCAUAUCUUUGCAUAUUAUGUCAGUGUGAAUUUGCUGUUAAUGCUAUGCAGCUAUGCAUAAAUACAAAAAUGUAGUAAAAGCCUUGAAUGUAUGUUUGCGUCAGGGUUUGUGAAGCGCAUUUUUCUAUUUGAAUGUUAUGCAAGGAUGCAAAAAAAAAACAUAUUUAGGAAUGUCUAUAUAUUUGUGAAUGCAGGUAUGCAAACAUAUUUGUGUGUUAAACCAUUCUGUGUAAAUGCAGUAUCAGACUAUAUGUGAAAAUGUGUUGGGGGGUUUUUUUUUGGGGGGGAGGGGCGGUAAAUGCAUGUGAAAGCAAGAUGCAUCUAUACAAUUUAUCAGUGUGUGAAUACAGGGGUACAUUUUAUGGACGUUUGUUUCUGUGUUUGAACUCAUUAGUGUAUUUAAGCGUGCGUGAUUCAGUUUUAUAACACGUUAGCUUGUGAGAACUCACUUGGAAUAUUGUACGCGCAGUACUGAAGACCGUAUCUCCAGAAGGAUUUAAUUCUUUAGAGAGAGUUCAGAGAAGGGAUACUAAACUGGUUCAUGGAUUGCAGGAUAAAACUUACAAGAAAAGGUUAAAGGAACUUAACAUGUAUAGCUUGGAGGAAAGAUGAGACGAGGGGAUAUGAUAGAAACAUUUAAAUACAUAAAGGGAAUCAACACAGUAAAGGAGGAGACUAGAUAUGUGCAAUUCGUUUUGGGCCAAAUAUGAAUUCGGACGAAUUUCGGACAAUUCGGACAUUCGGGUACUUCCGAAUGUCUGAAUAGUCGAAUUGCCGAAUUGCCGAAGUGCCGAAUUACCGAGGUCCCGAAGUUCCGAAAUUACAGAAUUUCCGAAGUGCCGAAGUUCCGAAGUGCUGAAGUGCCGAAGUUCUGAAGCACAGUAUUGCCUAAGUACUAAUAUACUUACCCAGUGGAAGAAGAAGAAUGUUACACUGAAUACAAUUUUAAAUAAAAAGUAUACAAACAUAGCCAGGAAUUAGCUGUAAGCAUUUGCAACACUUACAACAAUCAAGUAACAUACAUUCAUAUAAAAUGUAAGUUACUUGGCCAGUCAGUGUAAUUACAGGAAUGAAUAAGUAGAUAACUCCCUAAUUUCCACGGUAUUAGGGAGCUAUCUACUAAAAGGCUGAAAGACCUGAAUUGGUCUUUCAGCCAAAUUUACUAAUACUAAGUAAAGAUUACUUAGUAUUAGUAAAUUAUGCCCCUACUCACUAUACCGCGAGUAGGGGCAUGUCUAUUAAACAGUGAGCAGCCUGUGGACCUAUUGCCCCCUCUGGCCCCCACCCCUGAAUGGCGGGUGGGGGCCCUAAAGUAAAGUAAUGGGGGGGACCUAAUGUCUUCAACCCUGGCCCCCACCCCUGAGUGGUGGGUGGGGGCCCUAAAUACUAACUGGGGGGGACCUAAUGUCCUCUCCCUAGCCCCCACCCCUGAGUGGUGGGUGGGGGCCCUAAAUACUAAUUGGGGGGGAACCUAAUGUCCUCCCCCCUGGCCCCCACCCCUGAGCGGUUGGGUGAGGGACCUAAAAUACUAAUUAGGGGGGGGACCUAAUGUCCUUCCCCCUGCCCCCCUGGCCCCCACCCCUGAGCGGUGGGUGGGGGCCCUAAAAUACUAGUUAGGAGGGACCUAAUGUCUUCCUCCUGGCCCCCACCCCUGAGCGGUGGGUGGGGGCCCUAAAUUAGAAUGAGGGGGGAGGACCUAAUGUCCUCAUCCCUGGCCCCCACCCCUGAGCGGUGGGUGGGGGCCCAAAAAUACUAAUUAGUGGGGGACCUAAUGUCCUCCCCCCUGGCCCCCACACCUGAGCGGUAGGUGGGGGCUCUAAAUACUAAUUAGGGGGGGAUCUAAUGUCCUCCCCCCUUGCCCCCACCUCUGAGCGGUGGGUGGGGGCCCUAAAUAAAAAAAAUAACCCCCUCCCCCAGGUGACUAAGGGUCCCCAAACCCCUAGUCACAUCCUUCCCCCAAAAAAUGAACCCAUACCUACCCCCCUCACCGUAAAAAUACUGAGGGGGGACCAUUUAACUAAGUACCUGAAAAUAAUAAAUAAAACUCACCAUUUGAUGUUUUCUUUCUUCUAAAAUCUUCUUUUUUCAGCCCCCAAAAAUGCCAAAUAAAAAGCCAUAAUAACCGACGCACUUAAAAAAAAUAAAAAACAGGCGCAAAAAAAAAUCCUUCUUCGCCCAUGGAGGGCUCCGCGCAGACUGAGCUCUGCAGGGCAGACUGAGCUUAUAAAGCCUUGCCCCGCCCUGCAAUUAGGCUCAGAGCACUCUGAUUGGUGGGUUUAAGCCAUCCAAUCAGGGUGCUCUGACAGGUAAAUGAAGAGACUGACAGGUCUCUACAUUUACCUGUCACAGCACUCUGAUUGGUUGGUUUGAAAUCCACCAAUCAGAGUGCUCUGUGUCAUUUUACACAGCGUGGGAAAGUUCUUUGGAAUUCUCCCACGCUGUGUAAUUUGAUUCAUAACACUCUGAUUGGCUUAAACCCACCAAUCAGAGUGCUCUGAGCCAAAUUGAAGGGCGGGGCAAGGCUUUAUAAGCCUUCCCCCGCCCUGCAGAGCUCAGUCUGCGCGGAGCCCUGCAUGGGUGAAGAUGGAUUUUUUGGGGGGGCUUUCGGUUAUUUAUUUUUUAUUUUUUUUAAAUGCGUUGGUUAUUAUGGCUUUUUAUUUGGCCUUUUUUGGGGCUGAAAAAAGAAGAUUUUAGAAGAAAGGAAACAUCAAAUGGUAAGUUUUCUCUCUUUUUUUCAGGUACUUUCAGUUAAAUGGUCCCCCCUCAUUAUUUUUAGGGUGAGGGGGUAGGUAGGGGUAAAUUUUUGGGGAAGGGGGGUGACUAGGGGUUUGGGGACCCCUAAUCACCCGGGGGAGGAGGGGGUUAUUUUUUUUAUUUAGGGCCCCCACCCAAUGCUCAGGGGUUUGGGCCAGGGGGGAAGGACAUCAGGGCCCCCCCCAAUUAGUAUUUAGGGCCCCCACCCUCCGCUCAGGGGGGGGAGCAAUAGGUCCCCCCAUUAUUUUACUUCAGCGCCCCCACCCGCCGCUCAGGGGUGGAGGCCUGGGGGGGCAAUAGCCCCCCCUUUAGUUUAAAACCCCCCACUCGCGCGUCACGGGUGGGGGCUCGGGAGGGGGGACCCAUUUUUUUAUAUAUUUUUUUUAACAGUGAGCAGCCACUGGCUGCUCACUGUUUUAUAGACAUGUCCUUACUUGCGGUAUAGCGAGUAGGGGCACAAUUUACUAAUACUAAGUAAUUUUUUGCUUAUUACAUUUUUUAAACUAUCCUAAACUUGUUUUACACAUUUGACAUUUUUAAAAACUUUUUUACCGUUAACCCCUUACUAGCAGUAAGCAGCACUAACAGUAAAUUCCCCAAUUUUCCAUAACUCCCAUACACCCCAUCUAGCAAAAUAUAUAAUUUUAAAAUAUUUAAAUGAAUUAAUGAAAUAAAUUGAACCACUGAGGGUUAAAAAAAAAUAAAAGUUAACCCUAAGGGGUUAAAAAAAAUCAGAUCACAGUAUAAUACUGUGAUCUGUAUUUUGAUCACUGAAGGUAGUGAUUAACUGAUAGGGAAGGGGUUAAUUUUUAUUAGGACUGGGUAAAGAGGGGUAACAGGAAUGUGUAUACUAUCUUGCAAGCAGAUUUUUUUUUUAUUGUUAUUUUCUGAAACAAGCAGUGCUCAUUCUGUUCCAUAUAUGUGUGUCUUACACGUUUCAUUAGUUGCAUAUUUAAUGAUGACUCUCAGAGUAGAUUCAUUGACAUACUCAUCAGCAGACAUGGCAAAUUAUCUAAACCUUAAAUAUAGAAAAACAUUACUGAAACUGCUGCUCAUAUCUGUUGGUAGUCAGAAGGGAUAUAAGGUAGAUACUCUACACUCUCUGGUUUUUAGAGAGGAACAAGAGAGCUCUGCACCAGCAAGCACAGAGUUCCUUCCUGCCUUGGCACCUCUUUUUUUUGACAGAGAGGAAUUGCUUAGAUAUAAAUACUCAUACAGGAUUAUUCACUAAAGUUAAAAUAGCCCCAUACUGAAUGGGGCAAUAGCAUUUGCUGCAGUACUGGGUCAUUAAGACUGCAAAAUCUAUUGGCUUCCGUGGGGUAUAAAAUGUGACAUGCCCAAUUAAUAGUUUUCAUUUAUAUAUUUGAAUACGGCGUCUGGAGAGCAAGCUGGGCCCAGCCAUCACAUUGUUAACCCUUGCACUGCCAUGAGUUUUUUUUUUUUUAAAUGUUAGCCAGCACUGCCAGUUGCCAGAGGUACUUCAGAUUAUUGCUCACUUAUCUAAAAUUGUUAUGGUGUUUAGUGAAUAACCCUAUUAUUGAUGUCUAUAUGAUUGCCAUUGGCUAGCAGAUUCUGCCCACAAUUUUGACAUUAGUGGGUGCCAGGCAGAGUACCUGUUGUUGGCUGCUGAUGGAAAGAAUGGGAUGUGCAAUUCUCUGAUUUGAUAAGCAAACCGUUAUGUCUCGGGAAAAAAUUGUCCUGACUGUAGCCUAUGGAGCAGUGCAGCUAAGGGGAUGGGCCUUGACAUUGCUAGGAGACAGGCAUAGAAAGGUUUGAAAGGGUAUUGGUAGGUUCAAGCUCGUUGAUAGUUCCAAACCUUGUGUGUAGGGUAUAUCUCAGCAUACCCUUACAUGGAAAAAAAACUGGAAAAUCAUGCACUUGGUGUAAAUGGUUAUGUUUAUAUCUUAAUUAUAUGUUAUAAUGUGGUUUUAUUUAUUGUGAUGUGUGUCAUUAUCUGGGGUAGUGUUGUUAAAGGAGUUGGUCUUGAUAUGUUAUGUUUAAUAUGUGGACAAUGACCUUAACAUUUUCAAGUAUUAAUUAUAUUAUUAAAACUGUGAUAAUUGCCCCCCAAAAAAGGUGUCUUUGGGAUCUUGGGGGUGAUUUGUUAGUCAUAUGCCAAAAAAGGCCACUAUGCAUAUGUCAAGCUUAGUUCUGUGACAAUUACUUUCAAAAUCUUUGGACAAAUUAGCAAAUUAGCAGAAAACAGUGAUUACUCUCCCCUCAAUCCCUAACAUAAUCCUAAAUCUAGUUUAUCCAUAGGUCUCCUAAUCCGCCUGCUAAUGGGGCAGGCCAGCAGCAGCUAGAAUAUUAGGAAAUGAAAAACACACUAACAUCAUUCCCAAGUUAUGUCAGUCACCCUCCUAGUUCACCAAUGUCAGCAGUUGCUGAACUGGCUAAAAACAUACCAACCUGGUCCACAUAUAGUGUUAAGAAUGUGAUGAAGACCAUUAAUUUAAUUCAAUUUCACCAAUUUACUUAUAUACUCUAUAUAUAUAUAUAUAUAUAUAUAUAUAUAUAUAUAUAUAUAUAUAUAUACAGGACAUACAUGUAGUAGUUUGCCCAAGAUUAGUAAGAGUUACACUCUCAAGCAGUACCUGAAAUGGAAUAAAACAGCCACCGACUAGCACUGUAACUCCCACCAAUCUCAGGUGGCACUGAGAUAUUUUUUUUCCAGUGCAGCUCAUACAAUCAUAUUUUCCCCUUAACCCUUCACUUUCCUAACACAUUAACACCUGCACUACCCUAACAAACGUUACUACUAGUGAUGUCCCGAACUUUUCGCCGAACGGUUCACGAACGGUUCGCCACGAACGGUUCGCCACGGACUCAUCAUUGAGUAAACUUUGACCCUGUACCUCACAGUGAGCAGACACAUUCCAGCCAAUCAGCAGCAGACCCUCCCUCCCAGACCCUCCCGCCUCCUGGACAGCUCACUAAGAAUGCAGCUUCACAAUGGAUGCUGUCCAGGAGGGGGGGGGGGGUCUGGGAGGGAGGGUCUGCUGCUGAUUGGCUGGAAUGUGUCUGCUGACUGUGAGGUACAGGGGCAAAGUUUACUCAAUGAUGAGUCCGUGGCGAACCGUUCGUGGCGAACCGUUCGCGAGCCGUUCGGUGAACAGUUCGGGACAUUAACCACACUAUCAUUAAACAUCAACCCCUACACUAAACUAACACUGUCACUAAACAUUAACCCCCCACACUAAACUAACACUAUCAUUAAACAUCAACCCCUACACUAAACUAACACUAUCACUAAACAUUAACCCCCACACUAAACUAACACUAUCACUAAACAUUAACCCCUAAACUAAACUAACACUAUCACUAAACAUUAACCCCCACACUAAACUAACACUAUCACUAAAAAUUAACCCCUAAACUAAACUAACACUAUCAUUAAACAUCAACCCCUACACUAAACUAACACUAUCACUAAACAUUAACCCCCACACUAAACAUUAACCGCUACACUAAACUAGCACUAUCACUAAGCAUUAACCCCCACACUUACACUAUUACUGAACAUUAACCCCCACACUAAACUAACACUAUCACUAAACAUUAACCCUGGAGUACUCAAAAACAAACCAUUAAUUCCUACAUUACACUGAUACUAACACUAGCCCUAACCUAAAAAAAUGUCAUAUAAUAUAAAAGAAAAAUAGUGAUCAAGUGUGUUAGGUGAAAAUAACUCCAAAAUGAGGUCCUGAAGACAUUUAUAAACUCAACACAUAUAUAUGUCAAUCUCAAACUGUGUAAUAAUGUCUGCUCGAAACCGUGGGUGGUAGGAUUUAAGAUACAGCAUAAAGAAACCAAAUACAAUGAACCUGAGAGAAGGAAAAAAUAAAAAAGAAUUCCUCUCCUAUUGAGGUAGAACAUAAAUUAUGUACCAUAGGUGACAAAGGUUCCUUAUUUUAUUUCUUCUUCUACCUGGGAGGUGGAUGAGUCAUCUUAUUAUUUGUACUGCAAGUGGUACGACAGCAAAAAGAAGUUUCAGGACGGAUGAACUACUCACCUAUUUCUAACCAAACUACAGGAAAAGCAGCUUUUCAAGGUUCUUCAUUUGAAAUUGAGCUGCUAAAAUGGCCUAUUUAAAAGAAUCCAAAUGUGAAUUGGUGCCUUUGUAAUGAAUUUACAUUGAAACUGACUCAGUAUCAAUAUUGCACCAUUUGUAACAAUAUAAAUUUAAAAGGGGGCAAUUAGGUGUAUUGUUUUUUAAUGCCUCAGUUAAAGAGACAAUUGAGGCACCAUAAACACUGAAGAUCACAGGUGCUGUCCCACUGCACCUCCCAUUGUUGCUCUGACAGUGUAGUGAAUAACAUUAUUUACUACACUUUAUUUGAUAUACAAACAAGCAGAAGUUAAAGACAAGUUGCAUUGAAAAAGGGAAUACCCAAAAUAUCUGCUUGUUUGUAUAUAUCCUUCGAUUAAAUUUGAGUAGAACUUUGGGUGCACAUUGCAACUUGUUGCGCAGCCCCCAUUCUUUUGUUUUAGCCUGAGCAGUAACAGGUAGCAGUUAUAGGCUGAGAAUUUUAGAUUGGCACUCUAAGCCUAUCAUAACCACCCAUUGAUGGUAUGCAUUGGUAUGGCUAAUGUUCCAAUCUGUAUUAACUAAACCCCCUGGUGGAAACUGAGGUAUGGGUACAUUGUAUCAUUGGGUUGCUUCAAGCACUAUAUCCACUUCAAUGACUGUCAAUUUAAGUUAGGGACAGGGUUAUUGUUAAGUGCUGUGAGCCAGGGAUGUGUACACCACUAGGUUGACUAGACUUGGAUCUCUAAAUGGAGAGGACUGCGUGUGAUGUUUCUUGUAUUUGAGAGCCACCAUCUUCCUACUCUGUUAAAAGGCUGUUUGCUCACCCUUCUCGCUGGUCACCUCUUGUACUACUUGUGUUUCCCUUCCCCAUGUGGUUUGCAGCAGAUGACUUCUGCUUGAGUAGACUCUGCUAAGUCUCACACUAUACUGUUUUAUUAGAAUAAUGUAUGGUGGUUAUGAGAAUAUUUUCUGCCCUCACAUCUAAAGCCAACUUUUUUUAUACUCUUCUUUUUCAAUAGCAGUGUGCUGAAAGAAUGCAUAUGAAGACACAUUAUCUGUACAUGCUCACAUAUAUAGGAAAAAAGUUUGAAAACGUUUAAACUUUUAAGGAUGGAUAUUUUUUUACACCUUGAUCACAAUCUGGUUACUAAAGACCUAAAUACUAGCAUGGGAUAUAUUUGGUUUUAUAUACUUUAUAUAUAUUUUACAAUUGCAGAUCUAUACAACCCAGCGACCUAGCACCCUAAAAUGUAGUAUGUUCUGGAAUUAUUCCAAUCAUUCGUCCUUACUCAGAUAUUGGAACACUCCAAGCUGCUAGUGGAUUUGAUUCACUGUCCAUUGUAAAAAUAUGGUUACAUAAUGUAGAAUGUAUUCAUUAUUUAAUUGUCAAAAUAUGGUUAAUUAAUGAAAUGUGUUUAAAUAUGCAUGGAAUAUUAACCCAACAGAGGUGGUAUGAUUACUUACAACAUGCUCUGGGCAAUUUCUGCAUCUCGAGUUCAGUGCAAGCAAGUUAACCAAACCAGUAAGUAAAAUGACCUGUUAUCUGUUUGAAAAGCCAGAGGGGUGUAACUAGGUUAAUUUAUAAAAGUGUCAAUUCCUCUUGAAUUCUGCACUUUUUGCAAAAUGAAACCAAUAGGACACACUCUUCACACAUAAAGCUUUUCAGCAAGCUAAAAUGCUCUAGGGGUUUGCAGCGUCCCUGUAAGAUAACCUAGGUGAUAGUAAAAGCUGGUACAGUGAGAAUAGACUGAGAAUGUGCUCUCAACAUAUAGAGAUGUCACCAGGCUUAAUCACCCGAUACCACAAGAAGGCCAUAAUGGAAAGCCCAGCUCCACACCGGGCUAACUUCUCCUUCACAAGAUGUUUCAGGAUUCGCUAAGUGUCCCACUGCGUGUUAUAAAUAGAUCUGGAGUGCCACUGGUUCCCCAGGCCUUGAAGAAGGCUAAUGCCCCAGUUCCAUGAAUCCCCCACUUCCCAGUGAGAGAAUAAUGAGCCCACAGGCUCUCCAAAAGAUGGACAACUCCUUGGAUGUUUGGUUGUUUGGAUGACAGCGUGGAGGUGACUUCAACUGGGCCCCCAGCUGAGAAGAGGGAUGGGCAUCUGAUUCUGCGGGGUGGGAUAUCUGUGUGGCUGGAGGAGUAAAUAGGUCAGAUGUUGAUACAGUGCCAUAAUCUCUGGCAGAUUGCUUUGGACCUGGUAUUAAAAAGGGCUCUCCACCCAUGGGCCUCCAGGUCUUCACUGCAGCGUGAAAGUUAUGACGCAACAGCCAUUUUGGUCAUGCCAUGCGGUUUCAGAUAACAGGCUUGCAUGCUUCUGUAGAGGUGCGUAUGCUGCCCUGUGGGGACCAGGAUAUAUCCCAGUAGUCCAGAGGGGAGGGAAAUGGGGCUUUUACUCAGUACACCUCAAUUCUGGCUCAGUAUGAUGCUCUGAGUAUAUAGGUUGUUUGCCUUUAACCCAAAGCUUCUGUUUGUGGUAAUAACAGCAAAAAUUUGAAAGGUUUAAUUGGAGCCAAGGAGAGCUACAAAAAAACAUAUCAGGCCAUCUUGGAUGACAGAGGAUAUACGUAGGUCUUUGGCAGAGCGUAGGGGCCUCGACGGGACAUACUUGUGUAUUAGGAAGGAUAGGUAGGUUGGAGCAGCAUUAUGUAGGGACUUGUACACAUGCCACAAGCACCAUAACCACUACAAUACAAUUGUAUGUAUUCAAAUAGAUUAACCUUUUAUCUGGGGUUUACCGGGUGCCACUUCCAAUACAUCAGCCAGAGAGCCCACAGCUCUAAACAGGAGCUUCUGUUAGCUUUUCCGUAUGAAUCCCUAAAGUGCAGAGCCAGCUCAUUGGCUGAGAGUGUCAGUGGAUCUCUCUCAGCCAAUGAGCUUAGCUGAGACAUUGUUUUUCUGCCUAUCUGUCAGAUGUCUGACAGGGAGUAGCACCCAGCAGAGUUCAGGUAAGUAGUCAAAGUGUUUUAAAUUUGUUGACUACUUAGAAUUGGAGGGGGCUACCAGGGUUAUGGUGCUUGGAGUGUUCAUUGAAAAUGAAUUUUUCAAUAAAAGGGAAAAGCAGAGCUAGAAACUUAAAAACAUAGAAUGUGACGGAGAACCGUUCGGCCCAUCUAGUCUUCCCAAUAUUUUGCCUAUCCCACGCAUGCUUAAACUCUCUCACUGUGUUAAACUCUACCAGAAUAUUCCCAGAUCUGUAGGAGAUAUGGAUGAAAGGGUGGAGAUAUGGAUGAAAGGGUGGAGGUUAGCAAGAGGCGGGAGAUAUGGGUGGAAGGGGGUGAAAGGGAGGUUGGCAAGGGGGGGAGAUAUGGGUGAGGUGGGAGAUUGGCAAGGUCGGGGGAGGUUGGAAAGGGGGCAUAUGGAUGGAAGGGGGAGGUUGGCAAGAGGGAGAGAUGUGGAUGGAAUGGGGGAGGGGAAAAUAGAUGGAACGGGAGAGGGAGACAUGGAUGGAAGAGAGAUACUAGGGGGAAUAUGGAUGGAAGGUAGACAUAAGGGGGAGAGAUAUGAAUGGAAGGGAGAUAUGGACGAUGAGACAUGGAUGGAAGGGUGAAGAUAUGAAUUAAAGGGAAGAAAGACAUGGAAGGGGGAGAGAGAUAUGGAUAGAAGAUGAGAUAUGUGCAUGGAUGGAAGGGGGGAGAGACAUGGAAGAGGGGGGAACAGAGAAUGGAAGGGGGGUAGAAAAGACAUGGAUGGGAGGGGGGUAGAAGUGAGCGGAGAGUGCAGUCACAUCUUACCCUGCCUGGAGAAUGCUAGCUAGGGAGCGAGUGAAGCGGAUAAUGCAGCUACACCUAAGGUUUGACACCUUACCUACCUGUCUGAGACUGUAGUUGGCAUAGGGAAUGAGGGAGCAAGUGGAGUGGACAUUUUAGACAGUGACAUUACUACUAAGACAGCAAGUAACAAAGUGAAGCUUUUGAGUAAAUUAUAUGAAUGUACCCAGGAAUACAUAUUGUUGGAAUUAAACACGUAUUUUUUAGUUUAUGUUACUCUUGGUUUCACCAACUUUUAAAAAAGGUCUCAGAUGCAGUUACAUGAUGCUAUCUACUCAUCAUUGGUUAUUCCUGUCAUUCAAAGACAAACACAGUUAGUCCCACCAUACACAGUCACCCCCAAACCAUCACAAACACAAGCACACAUGGACAGCACAAAAUGAUCACACACAUUCUCAUCACACACAGCCAGUCCAGUGCUAUCACACAUUUUUUUAUCACAUGUACACAGCUCAAUAACAUCACACACAAACUAUUCCUAUCGCACACAGACAAUAUAAUACAUCACAUACAGGCCCCAUUACAGUCAGACAACCAACUAUAUCACAAUCAAACUGUAGCCAUUACACCGAGACAGCCCAACACACAGUCCCCAUCACCAAGACACUGUAAGACAGCCUGAGUUCAUUGGUCACAACCAAAGUAUUUGUUAGCUAUAAAAAAAAAUGUAGUGACACCAGUUAAGACUCCUGUGUGGCAGAACCGCCACUUUAGUCCUUUGUAUGUGUAUGGAAUGGCUGUAAUAUUUGUAUGUGUAUGCAGUAGAUGGCAUUCAGAUGCUUGUUGCCCGAAAGCCAUAGGCUGUUAAACUGUUAGUUUCACGAACGGUGUUAAAAUCCACCAUUUAUGAAAUGAAUUAAACUACCGAAUGGGAGACCACACACAGGGGGUCGUGUGUCCCCCAUUAAGGAUAGUUACAAUGUAACAGUUAAUUCAGGUAUAUGCGGGUGGCCGUGUUCGUAUGCCAAACACGUGGCGGCGGACAUCUUUUUCUCCCGAAAGCCCAGCGGUGUUUGGUCGUCGAGUGCCUGGAACUAAAAUCGGCUACUCGACUUCACGAGCACCGCUGGACUUCCAGACCAUUCGGAUCCUUUGUUCGUUCUGUAAAUUAACCAGUACAAGUUUUCCUAGCAUUGCCAUGACUGUUCGUGUAAAUAUAUAUUCGCAUGGCUUUCGUUUUCUAUAGCAGGGAUCUGAGCAGUAUUUCACCAGAUGGUGCGCUCAGGUCCCAGCCAAUUUGGCCAAUUCAACCAUAUAUUAUGCCUGUUAUGGAUUUUAAUGUUAAAGUGCCUGUUUUACUGUACGGAGAGAUAAUGGGAUUAUCAAUACAUUCUUGGCCAUUUAUCUCUCCAGUACAGUAUGGCCUGAUGGGAAAUGUGCUUGCCUAAAACCCAUGUAAAAUGAUUAAGGAAACCCCUUGCAUGGGGCACUGCAUAAAUACUGGAACUUGUGAUUAAAACCUCUGUUGACUCCCAGAACUGUGUUUCGUCUGAUUACUGGGGGUUUUGGGAUAUUGCCUUCAUUCAGCGCUUUUCUUGGAUUACUUUAUUCUCCGCUACAAUUGGUGGCAAGCCACGGGAUCCAACCUUACAGCCGAAAAGCGUCGUUCGUGCAAUUGAAACUGCCGAACGAGAAAGUGAAUGGCAAUUCGUAUGCAACAAGGAAACGAACGCAAAGGUGAAUGGAGACAGAUUAUACUGGAUUGAAACGGCAAACGUUGAAAGAACUAUUGGAAGCCAGGGGUAAGAAAGCCAGCAAUAUGUCAAAAGCUGUAAUUAUUGCCGAACUGAUGGAGGGAGACAGAGCUCGCAGUGCUACACCUCCACCAGACAUGGAAGAGACCCCAUUCCAGAAAGAGAUGAGAACCAGGCUGGAAUUCUUACCCAAUCCAGUACCUCUGGAAAUGCUGACGGUGCUGAUGGCAGAUGUGCAGGAGUAUUUGAUGGCACACAGACCGCAGGAUUUACCCUCCAGCACAUAAUCUACUGCUGCUUCAAUCACCUGGCAGGUAAAGCAAAACAUACCGCAUCAUGCUUUCAAAAUUUUUUGUGAAGAGAAAGAUGAGAUUGAUGGGUACCUACAAGACUUUGAAAGACUGUGUGACCUGCAUGAUCUGGAGCAGGCAGAUCAAAUUAUCUGGUCGGGCAGCAGAAGCAUACCGGGCCGUACUGGCAGGCAAAUUAUCUGGUCGGGCAGCAGAAGCAUACCGGGCCGUGCCCAGAGAGGACAGCAAAAAUAUGAUAUUACCCCAGAGCCAUACCGGCGCAAGUUUAGAGGACUGCGCAAACCAGAUAAAGAUUCCCACGCAGAAUGGGCACACAAGCUUGAUCAAGCCUCCCAGGGGUGGAUACAAGCGAGUCAAGCUACCACCAUGGAGGAGUUACGCCAGCUGCUAUUGUUGGAGCAGUUUUUCAACGGUCUGACACCAGAGGCACAAGAAGCUGCACGGCUGGCAGACCAGCACUAUGACACUAGGAGGCAUCAUGGCAACCCCAACCGAGGGUAUACUCGACCCACCACCCAGCCAUUUACAGCUGCUACCACCGCACCCACAACAACAAUCCUACGGACAGCGACUGGGGGACACCCCCCACCGUCUCAAUACAAUGGGCGGUCCAACAUUCAGUGCCAUACCUGCAAACAUGGCGAGAGAGUGUACCCAGAACCGGAGUCGUCAAGCCUGGAGCCAAGUAAGACAAAACCAAGUGCCACGAGCUGCCGCUCAACACUACCAGGCGGAGCCAGCACCCCAGGAACUAAUGUUUAAUCACACGGAAGAGCCCCUGGGAGUAGUACAUGAUGUGAUGUCUAUACAAGCUACAGACAAUCUGCAUCAUCAUCGCCAGAUGGUAACCCUGGAGGGGAGAGAAGUACAAGGACUCCGAGACUCGAGGGCCACUCUGACCCUAGUAGCACCUCAUCUGGCUCCAGGCUCGGCACACACAGGCAGAUCCGUGGCAGUCCGGGUAGCAGGGGGAGCGAUGUACCGAUUACCAACAGCCAAAGUACACUUGAAUUGGGGUGUGGGGAAAGGUAUGGUGGAAGUGGGCCUGAUGCAAAAACUGCCUGCAGAUGUUGUAUUGGGGAACGACCUAGGCAGAAUGACUUCGGCUUUUGUACUUCAAGCCCCUCUCCAAGAGGCGCAUCAUAUAACCACGAGGCAACAGGCUUGCACCACGGCUUCAUCCACAUACUCUGAGGCUCAGGUAAGAGACAAUGUCCCCCCUAUAACUCGUGUUCCCUGGGAUACCCAGACUGAAUUUGGAACAGAGGUUAAGGUAGACCCUACGUUGAAGGUAUAUCGAGAUAGGGUGACCUCUGAUUAGGCAGGAUUAGAGGGGGAGCGGUAUGCCUGGGAAAAGGGGUUUUAUACUGUAUUGCUGAAAGGGUGGUGGAAGGAUCUGUAAAUGUUACUACUAGACAGCUGGUAGUACCUCAGAAAUACCGACAGGAACUCCUUAGGAUUGCUCAUGAUAUUCUGUUGUCUGGGUAUAUAGGUAUGAUACCGACUGACCCAUGCAUUCUUUUGGCCAGGUAUAUCUAAAGAUGGUAGGCAGUAUUGUCAGACUUGUGAUAUCUGUCAGAGAGUAGGCAAAAGAGGUGACGGCACAAGGCCAAAUUAUGCCCACAACCCAUUUUAAUAGAGCCGUUUAGUAGGGUGGCAGUAGACAUAGUAGGACCCCUACCCAAACCCAUAGGCUGUUACAUCUUGACCGUGGUAGAUUAUGCCAUCAGGUACCCAGAGGCAGUGGCCCUCUCUAAUAUUCACGCAGAGACGGUGGCAGAAGCCCUAAUGAAAGUCUUUUCCCGUGUGGGGUUCCCACAGGAGAUAAUCUCAGAUAGAGGUACAUAAUUCACAGCCGAAGUAACCCACCAACUCUGGAAAAUAUGUGACAUUAAGCCUAUUGUGAAUUCUGCUUACCACCCUCAGUCCAAUGGUUUAUGUGAAAGGUUCAAUGGAACUUUAAAGCAGAUGCUCCCUACAUUUGGAGAGGCCCAUAAGGACUGGGAGAGAUUCUUAUCCCAUCUGCUUUUCGCCUGGAGAGGUACCUCAAGAGUAUUAUGCCUGUUAUGGAUUUUAAUGUUAAAGUACCUGUUUUACUGUACGGAGAGAUAAUGGGAUUAUCAAUACAUUCUUGGCCAAUUAUCUCUCCAAUACAGUAUGGCCUGAUGGGAAAUGUCCUUGCAAGUGAAGUCCCCCAUACAUUCCCCUGACUAAAACCCAUGUAAAGUGAUUAAGGAAACCAUGGGGCACUGCAUAAAAACUGGAACUUGUGAUUAAAACCUCUGUUGACUCCCAGAACUGUGUUUCGUCCGAUUACUGGGGGAUUUGGGAUAUUGCCUUCAUUCAGCGCUUUUCUUGGAUUACUCUAUUCUACCAGCGGAGAUAUUGGGAUUUAAUAUUGCAGCUCCGCUACAUCCUGUUUGUAAUGGGUUGCAGGACUGUACUGCCCUGGGGCCACUAUGGUAUGUGGCCUUUAAGAAUUUGGCAGUGGCGGGAUGCAGAUGCGGCCGUAUAAGUGUGUGCGAGAAUACUCUUUCGGCCAAUGUGAUGUCACCUUUGUUGCCGCCUGAAAUAUCAUAAUUAGCAUAUUUUUCCUUCUGCAUGGUGCAUGCAGGAGGCUGUUUAAAGUCGUUGGGCAAGUCCUGUGAGUGCAAUCUAAAUGCCAGGGUAAGUUCUGGGUGCUGGGGCAAGUCCUGUGAGUGCAAUCUCAGUGUUGGGUAAGUUCUGGGUGCUGGGGCAAGUCCUGUGAGUGCAAUCUCUUUGCUGAUGUAAGUUCUGGGGCAUGUCCUGUGAGUUGGUAUAAAACUUUUUAUGGGGGGCGGGCGUGACUUCGGCUCUGACCAAGAUGGCCACAUAAUCCGAUUGCUCCGCUCCACUAAUGCCCUACAAAGCUCUUGAUAAUUAGCUGCAACCGACAAAUGGGUCACAAUCACUUCCCGGAACCCCCCCAAACCCCAAGGGGCUCACAAACGGGACAACAGCAGGGUCCGAUGGAGGGCUUACUGCAGUCCCAGCACGGAGCUAGUGAAGAGGCCGUGAGCUCAGGGUCAGCACCGAUAUCCCUGGCCUACCUGGCGGGAGUAAAAACAUCCGCGCUGGACUGGAUUGGGGAAGAACUGCGGAACAUGGCAGUUUCCAUGGCUACCAAGACUGACCUGCCUACCCUCACCACCACCAUUCAGGAUGCCCUAUGAGCAGAGAUGGCGGGCAUCCGGAUGGAAGUAGCCACCCAAGUAGGCCGCAUACAGGCGCUGGAGCCCAAUCUACCAGGAUUGCUGCAACAGACACAGCGGUGUCCAGACAGGGUGAAAUGCUACUAACUAUGCGGAGGCACCUAGAGGACCUGGAUAAUAGGGGUCAGAGGUAUAACAUCUGGAUCCGAGGCAUACCGGAGGCUGAGAGAGACUAGGAAGCAGAAGGAAGGGGCCUCACUAAUCACUGAUUAGCUCAUGUCUCUGGGAUAUAAAUUAGGAAGGGCGAACAACUCCCCCCAAAAAAAAUUUAAAAAAGAAAGAAACAAAAAGCACAAAAAUUAAAUAAAAAUAAUAUUAAAAAAAAAAAUUAUAAAAAAAUGGGAGGUGAAAAAAAAAAAGGUGAAUCCAGAUGAUAUUUAGAGUCGGCAUAGUCACCCUUUGAUUCCGAUCUACCACAAGUACCCCAGCAUGAUGCACUACCUGUGGUUUACUAGGGGUUGAGGCGCAUAGAAUUCCAUAAGGCGCAUGAUAAUUCUGACAGAGGAAGGGGGUCAUAUCCAUAUGAGUCUCUUAGCGGUACCCAGGAAUUGAUGAUGAUGGGGGGGCGUGUACAGGUUGGGAAACCCUGGAGGAGAGGGGAGGAUAAGGGAGAAUGGGGUUAGGAAAAAUGGGGAUUGGCACCACUCCUGAGGCUGAGACCAGGCAGCGACAGUCGAGGGGCCUUACCCUAUGCAAGGAGAGCUUGGACCAGAGGGGGGGGUUGGGGAGGGGUGGAAUCGCCCUGGAGGCCUGGUUGUUUGAUGGGGGGAGAAAGGGAAAAUUUAGUUUUGUUACGUUUAUACUCUUUUUGCUGGUAUGUCACUUAUGCAUGUUUAUGGUUAAUAUAUGGCGCUCUUUUUAAUGCUGGAUAUCAACACCGAGGGGUAUGAUGUGGAGCGGACCUGUUACGGAUUUAUACUGUUGUAAUAUACUUGGGCGGAGCCUGGGUUGCGUUCCUCGACCCACACUCAUGUGAGGCUUUUUAUGGCAGGGGUCUAGCUCAUCCUGUCAUAGCACGAGUCCUCUCACUUAGGGAGGGGGAAGUUUCGGGACACUUCUUGUCCCGUUAGGAGUGCCCCCUAUCUUGGGCACUCGUCUCCCUUUUUUAUUAUUUAUUAUUUUUUCUCCUCUACUCUUACUCUUCUCCUUUCACUCUUUUCUCUCCUUAUACUACACUUCCCUUCUUCUGCUCCUUAUAUUCUCCCUCCUUAUUCGUCUGCACCAGGGGGGUGGGGCUCUCUGGGAGCGGCCGUCACAGGGGCCAGGGAGCGUGAGAAGUGAUUGAGGUAUCUUGGGCGAGUGCUAGUCCUCAGACCGGGACCGCCAUGACGUAUCGCUGCGUUCCACUGUCUGUCCUCACAUUCCGGAGCGCAGAACUCCUACGGAAACUGAAGAAAAAAACAUGUCUCGGUUGCGAUGCUGCAGGAAACACAUUUUCGAGAAGGAGCGGCCUCCAAGCUCCAGAAUAGAUCCUAUCCAGCCAAUUACUUCUGCAACCAUCCCAACUCGUAAAGCUGGAGUCACCGUCAUACUCGCAGUAGACAGUUUCCGUGAUUUACAGGGGCGCUUUCUCUUCCUGAAGGGCUCCAUUGCCGCUAAGCUCUACACAUUCGAAAAUAUUUAUGUAACCAACAGACAGCAUGCACAAUUUCUCAGGGGAACGCUGGCUAAGCUGAAAGAUUUCGCGGAAGGUGCCUUGGUUCUUGGGGUGGGAGACAUCAAUGCUCCGCUGGACCCGUUACUUGACUCUUCGUCGGGACACAGUAGCAUCUCCCAAAUAAGCAUUCGCUCCAUAUGUGGAUCUCUGGGUGACAUGGGCCUAGUGGAUUGUAGGAGGGCCCUUAACCCUAACAUUAGGGACUUCACACAUUAUUACAUAGAAACAUAGAAUGUGACGGCAGAUAAGAACCAUUCGGCCCAUCUAGUCUGCCCAAUUUUCUAAAAACUUUCAUUAGUCCCUAGCCUUAUCUUAUAGUUAGGAUAGCCUUAUGCCUAUCCCAUGCAUGCUUAAACUCCUUUACUGUGUUAACCUCUACCACUUCAGCUGGAAGGCUAUUCCAUGCAUCCACUACCCUCUCAGUAAAGUAAUACUUCCUGAUAUUAUUUUUAAACCUUUGUCCCUCUAAUUUAAGACUAUGUCCUCUUGUUGUGGUAGUUUUUCUUCUUUUAAAUAUAGUCUCCUCCUUUACUGUGUUGAUUCCCUUUAUAUAUUUAAAUGUUUCUAUCAUAUCCCCCCUGUCUCGUCUUUCCUCCAAGCUAUACAUGUUAAGAUCCUUUAACCUUUCCUGGUAAGUUUUAUCCCGCAAUCCAUGAACCAGUUUAGUAGCCCUUCUCUGAACCCUCUCUAAGGUAUCAAUAUCCUUCUGAAGAUACGGUCUCCAGUACUGUGUACAAUACUCCAAGUGAGGUCUCACCAGUGUUCUGUACAAUGGCAUGAGCACUUCCCUCUUUCUACUGCUAAUGCCUCUCCCUAUACAACCAAGCAUUCUGCUAGCAUUUCCUGCUGCUCUAUUACAUUGUCUGCCUACCUUUAAGUCAUCAGAAAUAAUCACCCCUAAAUCCCUUUCCUCAUAUGUUGAGGUUAGGACUCUAUCAAAUAUUCUGUACUCUGCCCUUGGGUUUUUACGUCCAAGAUGCAUUAUCUUGCACUUAUCCACAUUAAAUGUCAGUUGCCACAAUUCUGACCAUUUUUCUAGUUUACCUAAAUCAUUUGUCAUUUGGCUUAUCCCUCCUGGAACAUCAACCCUGUUACAUAUCUUAGUAUCAUCAGCAAAAAGACAUACCUUACCAUCAAGACCUUCUGCAAUAUCACUAAUAAAAAUAUUAAAGAGAAUGGGUCAAGUACAGAUCCCUGAGGUACCCCACUGGUGACAAGUCCAAGCUUCGAAUAUAUUCCAUUAACUACAACCCUCUGUUGCCUGUCACUCAGCCACUGCCUUACCCAUUCAACAAUAUUGGAAUCCAAACUUAAAGAUUGCAGUUUAUUGAUAAGCCUUCUAUGUGCAACAGUGUCAAAAGCCUUACUGAAAUCUAGGUAAGCAAUGUCUACUGCACCACCCUGAUCUAUAAUUUUAGUUACCCAAUCAAAAAAAUCAAUAAGAUUAGUUUGGCAUGAUCUCCCUGAAGUAAACCCAUGUUGUCUCUGAUCUUGAAAUCCAUGUGUUUUUAGAUGUUCAACAAUCCUAUCCUUUAACAUGGUUUCCAUCACUUUCCCCACUACUGAAGGCACAACAUUCGCUAACUUCCAAUCUUCUGGGACUACUCCUGUUAACAAUGAUUGGUUAAAUAAAUCUGUUAAUGGUUUUGCUAGUACACCACUAAGCUCUUUUAAUAGCUUUGCAUUCCAUCAGGUCCCAUUGAUUUUAUUUGUCUUUACUUUUGACAGUUGAAAUAGAACCUCUUCCCUCUGUAAACUCACGUGUAAUAAAUGACUUCAUUUAUCCUUUUUCUCAACUGAGGUCCUUUCCUUCAUUUUCAUCUGUAAAUACAGAACAAAAAUAUUCAUUGAGGCAGUCAGCUAGACCUUUAUCCUCUUCUACAUACCUUCCUUCUUUUGUUUUUAAUCUAAUUAAUCCUUGUUUUACUUUUCUUUUCUCAUUUAUGUAUCUAAAAAUGUUUUAUCCCCCUUUUUUACUGACUGUGCUAUUUUCUCUUCUGUGUGUGAUUUGGAAGCUCUUAUAACUUGCUUAGCCUCUUUCUGCCUAAUCUUAUAGAUCAUUUUGUCUUCCUCACUCUGGGUUUUUUUAUAAUUCCUAAAUGCUAACUUUUUGUUUUAACUAUUUUGGCCACAUCUGCGGAGUACCACAGUGGUUUCUUGAAUUUUUUGCUUUUACUGACAAGCCUAAUGCAAUUUUCUGUUGCCUUCAAUAGUGCAACUUUUAAAUAAUCCCAUUUUUCUUGGACUCCAUUUAAAUUGCUCCAGUCUGAUAAUGACUCCUCUACCCAUAUUCUAAUUUUAGAAAAGUCUGUUUUUCUAAAGUCUAAAACUUUUGUUUUUGUGUGGUGUGACUCAGUCACUGUUCUUAUAUUAAACCACACUGACUGAUGAUCACUGGAUCCUAAACUUUCACCUACAGUAAUAUCUGAUACCAAAUCUCCAUUUGUUAACACUAAAUCUAGUAUGGCCUCUUUACGAGUUGGCUCCUCAACAACUUGUUUUAGAGACAAUCCCAGUAGGGAGUUUAGAAUAUGUGUGCUCCUGGCACAAGUAGCUAAUUUUGUUUUCCAAUUUACAUCAGGAAGAUUAAAGUCACCCAUGAUGAUAACUUCCCCUUCAUUGUCAUUUUAGCUAUUUCCUCAACUAGUAGAUUAUCUAACUCUUCAAUUUGUCCUGGGGGCCUAUAAAUCACACCUACACGAGUUACUGUGUGAUUACCAAAUUCUAACGUAGCCCAAACGGACUCUAUGUUUGCCUCACUAACUUUUAUUAGGCUAGAUUUUAUGCUAUCCUUCACAUACAAGGCCACCCCUCCCCCUUUCUUGCCUUCCCUAUCUUUCCUAUAUAAAGAGUACCCUGGUAUUGCUAUGUCCCAGUCAUUUUUCUCAUUAUUCCACACUUCAUGACCGAUACUCUCGUAUCGAUUACCUUUUCAUCAGACAGGAGGGCCUUUCCCGCUUAUUAAAAGCCUGAGCUUGAGUCUCCCCCUUUUCGGCCCUCGACAUGUACAUAGAGGCUCAAUGAGGCCUUGCUCUUGGAACCCGAGGUCCGGAGCAGGUCUCCCAAGCACUGGACCUUUACUUUCAGGAAAACGGUACGCCGGACACCUCACCAAUCUCGAUCUGGGAGGUUCAUAAGAGUGUCAUUCAGGGCACACUCAUAUGCAUCCCUUUCCAUAAAAUAAAAGGUAGCUCUAAGGGAGAUGGCUGACCUCUACCAAUCAAUCUCAACCCUGGAACUCCAACCUGAAUGAUCUCAGGUGAUGGAAACUUAUGGGGAGCUGAUGCGAGCUCGAAGACAGCUAAUGGAACUCCUAACGGGACGAUAUCUUCGCUUUCUACAGCAUUCCAGGGGUUUCUUCUAUGCCCAUGCCAACAAAGGGGGUAGAUUCCUCGCUCGUCUUCUGAAAGAUAAAACCCCUUGAACGCCGCUUCGUAAAUUACACUUAUCGACGGGCUCGACAUCAUCUUUUCCAACCGACAUAGCGGAAGAAUUUAGGACAUACUAUUGAUCCCUAUACAACCUUGCCACUCACAUACAUGACUAUUUACACAGUAAUGUUGCGAGACAGGCAAGCAGGGACACGGCGGCGAUACUGGAUGUCCAGAUUAACAUGGAAGAACUCUCAGCUGCUUUAAAGAUGACCAAAAAGGGCAAAGCACUUGGCAAUUCUCUAGGGGAUACUAUAAGACCUUCUCAAUGUUGCUCAUACCGUGGUUAACAAAAACCCUCAACACUGUUGAGGAGGGGGGGACCUUCGAGAUGGAGUCUUUGGCUGCAACUAUAACUGUUCUUCCAAAACCCGGAAAAGACCUGCUGAACUGUAGCAGCUACUGCCCGAUCUCACUGCUGAAUGUGGACACCAAGCUGUUUACGAAGGUGCUGGCAUCUAGACUCCAGGCUGUCCUGCCAUCUUUGAUACACGCUGACCAGAGAGGGUUUAUUCCGGGGCGAGAGGCGCGAGAUAGCACACUACGGCUGUUCUCAAUACAACACCAUGCGAGGAAGUCACGGCCUCCUAUUUCUCUCAACUAACGCUGAGAAGGCGUUUGAGGAAAAUGGUAUUGGGACAGAGACUCCUUGCCUGGAUCACUGCCUUGUAUAGUAACCAACGCAUUGCGGUAAGGGUCAACGGGGCCUUUACGACCGACUUUGGGAUUAACAACGGAACAAGGCAGGGAUGCCACUUAUCCCCGCUGUUAUUUGCUAUGUCACUGGAACCUCUGCUCCAGGCGCUCCGCCAGCACCCAGAUAUCCGGGGUUAUACCUGGCAGGGGGUGGAACAUAAGGUCGCCGCCUCUAGCCCUCGGACCACGAUGCCCUGCCUCCUCUCAGAAUUUGAACGAUUCGGCAGAAUCUCGGUUUUUAAACUUAACCUGUCCAAGUGUGAAGUGCUGAACAUAACACUUCCUAUUGAGGAAUAUACUGCCCUGGACCCACUGUUACUAUUCCGUUGGUGCUAUGGCAAAAUGAAGUACCUCGGGAUUUGGGUAACAUCAGACCCAGGAGACAUGUACCAACAUAACUCCAUUCCUCUGCUGAAGACACUACUGGCAGACAAAUGGACAUACCCACAUGUGUCGUGGCACAUGCGAAUAGCAGUUCAUAAAAUGAAUAUACUCCCACGGUCCUUUAUCUCUUUUAGAUCAUCCCGCUAGCCUUACCGGCAUCCUUUUUCUCCUCCUUAAAAUCAGCGGUCAUCUGAUACUUAUGGCGGGGGGAAAGAUCAAGACUCUGACAUGACUUACUCUGUCUACCUAGACAUUGUGGAGGCCUGGCAUUGCCCGACUUUAAAAAGUACCAUCAGGCUGCGGUCAUGCAGCGUAUACUGUAAUGGCACAUGGGCUCCUCGCAAAAACAAUUGGUGGCCCUAGACAAAGAGGGAACUAAUACCACCCUGGAGUCAACCAUAUGGAGGGGGUUCUGGAUAUCUUGAACGCAGGGACGGAGCGGGACCAGUGACGCAAACCCUACGCAGCUGGAAGGCACUGAGGGAACAACCACACGUCUCACCCAUGCUCAGCCCUUUACUCCCGGUCACUCACAAUUGCACACUGGGAGGGGGACUUCCGCCAAAAGCCUGGCCCUUUUUGGAGGGACGGGAAUAUAUACCCAUCCAUAAAGCCUUACAUGGUGGGACGAUACGGAGCCUGGACUCGCUGCUAGAGGGUAGACCACGAACUCCUCUGGCUGCCUUCAGAUACAUGCAACAGAAGCAUUAUUACGACUCACUUCCUCAUAACGACCGGUUACACAGAGAUCUUACCUGGUUUGAAGAAAUCUGUGAACAGGGUGACACACUUGAUAGGGCAGUGUCCGCACUCUACCAAUAUCUCUUAGUCGGGCACUAGACGGCGAACAACAACUUUUGCAGACAAUGGGAAGAAAUUUUGGGCAAGACCUUCUCAUCUCAACAAUAGGACAAAGCUUUAGUUUAGCAACAUAAGAGCUCCAAUAGCUCGCAAUACUAGGAGAUGAACUAUAAACUAAUAUCACUGUGGUAAAAAAAAAACAACCCUACUCCAUAGAGUAUUUCCGAUGACCCCUCUAAUAUGCUGGAGAUGCCAAGUGAAGAGGGGGAUGAUGAUACACAUUUGGUGGAAUGCUGUGACAUUGUCCCAUAUUGGGAGAUGGUUAGGGCUAAAGUGACGGAGAUCUUGGGGGACUCGACCGACUGGUCGGCUGAACUGGCCCUUUUGCAUAUUUCAUCCCAACCUGUAUCACUAUACAAGAAAACGAUUCUACGACACUUAUGCGGCCAUGGCACUUAUCCUAGUUUACUGGAGGCGGACGGAGAUACCCUGCGAGGAGGAGUGGAUCCGCAGAGUCAAGGACAUUUAGGGGGCUGAGGGGCCUGACAGGGAGGGGGAGUAAACACGCGGAGACAUGGCGACAGGGGUGUAUCUAUCACGAGGCAAACAAGGCAUUUCCCUUGGGCGGCACUUGCCAAUGUGGUGGCAAAAUGCCUUGUUUGCCUAGUGAGAGAUACAUAUUUCAGCUUUAGAUAAAAGCUGUAAGAAAAAAAAAACCACAAUCAAUCUGACACCCCUUGCACUUCCCGCCCUCUCUCUGCUCUGCUUUGUUCCUGCUUCCUGAUUAAUGUCUGUUGCCAUGGAGAGCAGAGAGCAAGCCUACCUCCCACAAGAAGCAGCAUGCACCCUUCAGAGCCUCCUUCCAUUUUAGCCGGGCAGCACGUGUGGUGUGUGGAGGAGGAGUGGAGACGUGCUGUCUGCUUACUGAAGCUCAGCUGAGCUGUGUCAGGGAGAAACCGGGAAAAGCUGCAGACAUGGACGUCCGCAGGAGUUUUUCCAGGGGGAGGGGGCAUAAUUGUAAUGACAUCUAUGCUUGGCCCCUUUUUGACAGUGUCAUGAAGGGGUGGAGCAUAGUCAUUAUCACAUAAAGCCAUGGUGAAUAGCGUUUUCACAACUAUGGUGUCAGGAAUAAGUUUGUUUUCCUGACACUAUAGUGUUCCUUUAAUCAAAUCAAAGGAACAUUCUGGUCAUCAUAACAACUUAAUCUAAAUGAAAAUGCUAUGAUGCAAGGAGGCCCCUGGGCAUUUUCUUUCCUUUAAAGGGUGAACCGCUCUUAAAUUGUUUAACCCCAAAGGUUUCCUCCAGCUCCAGGUCGCUCAGUGGUAUUCUGCUUCUGAAACAGAGUGUCAGUAAGUGCAGAUUGAAGUCAGGCAUCGGUGCCGCUGAAUGACUGGAAAGGUCAGCUGGCGCUCUAAGCCAAUCGCUAGUUCCUGAUUCAUAAUUUUUUUAAAGUUUUUAUGAAUGGGGAGCUACUGAUUGGCUUAGAGUGCCAGCUGACCUUUGUAGCCAAUCAGCGGCACCCCUACCUAGAAGCCCUCUGUGUUUCCUGACACUCAGUAAAUAAAAGUGAACACGUUAACACUGAUAUAUUUUUUACCUGGGGAGAUGAGAAGGUCCAAAGUUUCCUGCCAGGCCCAGGUACCAAAGCCUUAUGAUGUGGUGUCCAGAAUGAAGUGAAGGGAUCACUUCACUUGUCCUUCCUGCUCCAAUCUCAUUUUCUUCUCCAUUUGACACAGUCUUCUUGCAGACCCUUCCUGCUCCUUGCUGCCCCUUUCUGCAUCCUCCUGCUUCUUGCAGACCCUUCCUGCUUCUUGCUGCUCCUUCCUGUUCCUUGCUGCUCAUUUAUGUUCCUUUUCCAACUUUACCUUUGUGCUCAUUCUGCCCCUUCCAGAUAAUUGUUGACCUUUUCUGCUCCUUGAUUUCCCUUCCUGCUCAUUUCUGCUCAUUGCAGACCCUUCCUCCUUCUUGCUACCAUCUCCAUGUAGUCUCUUUCUGUUCCUUGUAGAUGCUUUCUGUUCCUUCUCCUACUUUACCUCGGUGCUCCUUCUGAUUCUUUCUGCUCCUUGGUGCCCCUUCUUUCUCCUUGCUGCCCCUUCCUGCUCCUUGCAGACCCUUCCUGCUCCUUACAGACCCUUCCUACUCCUUGCUUCCUCUUCCUAUUCCUUGCUGACCCCUCCUGCCCCUUGCAGACCUUUCCUACUCCUUGCGGACCCCUCCUACCCUAGCUGACCCCUUGCAGACCCUUCCUACUCCUUGCUGACCCAUCCUACUAAUUGCUGACCCCUCCUGCCCAUUGCAGAGCCUUCUUCUCCUUUCUGACCCCUCCUGCCCCUUGCUGACCACUCCUGCCCCUUGCAGACUCUUCCUACUCCUUGCUGGCCCCUCCUGCUCCUUGAUGGCCCCUCCUGCUCCUUGCUGCCCCUUCCUGCUCAUUUCUGCUCCUUCCUGCUCCUUGCAAACCUUUGCUACCCCUUCCUGCUUCUUGCUGCCCCUUCCGCUCUUCCUAUUUCUUGCUGACCUCUCCUGCCCCUUGCAGAACCUUUCUGCUCCUUCUACUUUACCUUCCUGUAGGCUGUCUCCCCCCCCAUCCCUCACUUACCUGAUCUGUAUGCUGCCCCCCCAUGCCUCACUUACCUGAUCUGUAGACUGCUCCCCCAUGCCUCACUUACCUGAUCUGAAGGCUGCCCCCGCAAUGUCUCACUUACCUGAUCUGUAGGCUGCCCCCCCAUGUCUCACUUACCUGAUCUGUAGGCUCCCACCCCCCCCAUGCUUGCUGGCUGCACUCUGUGCUGCUUCCCUGUGGAUGCAGUCAGGAGAAAGAAGCAGGGAUAAGCUGUAGCUUCCUAUCCAUGCCUUUCUCCAUUCACAGCAGUAUUGCAGUUUAUUAUCACACAUACGAAAAUCCGGGGGGGGGGGGGAGAGGCAAGUGCCCCCCUUGCCUCCCCCCUGCGGACGCCCAUAGCUGCAGACUGUGUGUUUCUGUUUUGAACUCUGCAGAGUAGGUGAGUAAUUUAAAUUGAACAUAUGUCUUUUUUUUUAUUUUAACAGCAAUAAAUCCCCCAUAUAUAUAUAUAUUUUUGGGCACUGUUUAAAAAACAAACCCCUUAUUCCCAAAACUUGUAUUUUCUAAGUCUUUUGUAGUAAUGCAAUUUUUUCUUUAUUAUUUUUUAUUAUUAUUAAUUUUAUUAUGAUAUAAUUAUAAUAAAAUGUAAUGUAUAAUUAUUAUAUAAUUUAUUUAUUUAUUUAUAUUAUUACUACUUUUUUUUAAGGGUAAAUUGACUGUCCUCAAAAGUCACAACAGGUUCUCCCCUGAUUGCCCCCAUAAGCACCCCCCGGUCCUGCACAAAUUUAGUCAGGACAUCCAGACAUGCUAUGUCUGUUGAUUUUCACUGAAGCUAUGUCAGUUGAUUUUCACUGUCGUUAUAUCUGUUGAUUUUCACUGAAGCUAUGUCGCUUGAUUUUCACUGACGCUAUGUCGGUUGAUUUUUAUUGACACUACGUCUGUUGAUUUUCACUGACGCUACGUCUGUUGAUUAUUAUUGACGUUAUGUCUGUUGAUUUUUACUUAUUGGGGGCGACCGUGGUUCCCAUAUGUGUCCCACGGCCUGUGACAUGUGAGGGUUCCCCGGAACCGGGGGGCACACACUGGGGGACCUGACCUCUCCUAGCAAUGACCACACCAUCUUCUUUUCUACAUGCUACUUCUAUACCUAUACUCUCUAUACUAUAUCACGACAUAGAUUCAUUCCCUGUAAACUGAGGCCAGGUAGGGGGUAGAGCUGAAGGGGAUAUUAAGCUUUUCACAGAACGUAUACUAUUUAGUGAAAAUUAUCCUUUAUUUUCCUUUUUUUUUUUUUUUUAUAUAUUUGACUAAAUCAGGAGGUUCCGCAAUGUAACCUGCACUCUUCUCAUUCUUUGACUAUGUCUUUUGUAACAGAUAAUACAAUAACUGAGCUAACAGUGGAAUAUUUACAUGUAGUGACAAACCUGCGUGACGAGAAGCUGUGAGUUUACUUUUGUAAAAAACCUGGUAGUGUAGAUAUAAAGGCUCACUCUGAGGCUUAGCUGGACACGAUGACUGUUUUUAAGCUAUAUGUUGCUAAAUAUGAUGUAUAAUUUUGCUUCAACUGUUAUCACCUCGACAUUCUGGAUCUCUGUACACUAUACCUUUUCGUACUUCCUGUCAUACAAAACUAAAGAUUCAAUAAAAAAAAAAAAAUUACUGGGCUAGUUUUUAUCCCCGGUUCGGCACUAAUACGGUGAGAUGUCCCAGUGUUAUGUUUGUAACAAGGUGUGAUUUAUAAAUGUUGUGCUUGCAAUAAGGUGUAAUGGCCUGUGUUGUGCUGGUGAUAAGGUGUGAUGUGCUUGUACUAUGCUUGCAAUACGGUGACAAGCAUUCCUCUGGGACAUUACCAUAAUCAUACAAGUCUAAAUAUGUGUGUGUAAAAUAUAUAUUUAUGAUUUGUGGUUGAUAACAGAUUAUUAUUGGCAUUAUUGGGAAAGCAGUGUAUAUGGAGCUUUGCUAUUUCAUGUGUACGAGUUCUCCUUGCAGUGAUUUCAUAUAGUGCGGAGGGCUUUGAGUGACAGCAGGAAACCUCAGGAACUUUCAAUUUCUUUUAAUAAUUUUUUUAUGAGUCAGGGAGGAUAAGGAAACAAAAUAUAAUGCUACAUAUGUUUCUUUAGUUUUCCUUUACAUGGUGGAGAACUUAGGAGUCAUGCUAUGUGGAACAGCACCUUUAAAAAUGUAAAAUGAGUUCCAGAAUGGGAUACAGCAUGUUUAGCCAAAAUCAGAUUUGUGUAGUAUGCUGGCUAUGGAAAUGCAGACAAUAGAAAAUGAUUAAAAUUGAUCUAAACAAGAAAAAAAAUGAUCAUUUAUACUUUUUCAUGAUGGGGGGAGGGGAGAUACAGGGGUGCAUGAAUAUCCCCCUUUUAUCUAUCUCCACCCACCCUUUUUAUCCAUACCUCCCUCCCCUCUAUCAUCCAUAUAAACUCCCUUGCCAACUUCCCCGCUUUCAUCCAUAUCUUCCCCCCUUGCCAACCUCCCCCCUUUAAUCAAUAUCCCUCCCCCUUCCCUGGGGACUAUUCAUGGCUGCAGACCAUGCUUGGAACUCCAACCAGCACAAACACAUUUACGAGCAACUCUGAAAAAAUAACUGACACACAACACAAUCUCAAAUCAUAUCUUGAAGUUUAUUGGCUUCAGUCAGGGUUUAUAUAAAAAAACAGAAGAUGGUUACUGAGCACAUAUUACACAGAGUCAGCAAAUAUUUUGGAUCAUUGAUAGAAAAAUCCGUUCAUGGUCACAAGGUAGACAGGUCAUUGCCAAAGUUAGACAUCACUUGAUAAGAUGGCAGGUCACUGCUUUCUAGAAAUAUAAUUGUACAUCUUUCAUUUAAUUGCAGACAUUGUUUCAUAACAUAUUUGAUCAUCUUGCAGAAUAUAUAUAUUUCUGAUACUUCCUCAAAGUAUCUUCCUGGACAUGUACUUCCCCUUUUGGAGAAUAUCUGUACGUAGAUGGAACAGAACACUUUAAUUAACAAAUAAAUAAUACUUAAUAUUUUAUUCUGUCCUUAUAAAAGAUAACAGCUUUUUAGCAAUACACUAGAAAAAUAGAACCAGAUUUAUAAUGGCUAAUGCUUAUGAAAUGGCGGCUGACUUAAAUGGCAACUGAUUAUAAAAUGGCUGCCGGUUAUAAAAUCAAACUUAACAGUCCCUUAUUUUAUUCUGUGUAAGAAUAACUAACAAUUCAAGGAAUAUGAUUAGUAGAUAUUAUAUACAACAGAGGGUGCAAGAGGGGGCUUUAACAUUACUAUCAGUUUUGAUAAUCCAUGUCUCCCGUCCCUUAAUCCAUAUCUCCCACCCUUUCAUCCAUAUCUCCCCCCCUUUCAUCCAUAUAUCCCACCCCUUUUAUCCAUAUCUCCCCCCAUUUCAUUCAUAUCUCCCCCCUUUCAUCCAUAUAUUCCACCCCUUUUAUCCAUAUCUCCCCCCUUUCAUCCAUAUCUCCCAACCCUUUCAUCAAUAACUCCCCCCUUUCAUCCAUAUCUCUCCUCCCUUGCCAACCUCCCCCUUUCAUCCAUAUAUAUCCCCUUUGCAAACCUCCCCCCUUUCAUCCAUAUAUCUCCCCUUUGCCAACCUCCCCCUUUCAUCCAUAUCUCAUCCCCCCUUGCCAACCUCCCCCCUUUCAGCUAUAUCUCUCCCACCUUGCCAACCUCCCCCCUUUCAUUCUAAUCCCCUUCAUCCAUAUCUCUCCCCUGCCAACCUCCCCUUUCAUCCAUAUAGCCCUUCAUCCAUAUAUCCCCUUUCAUCCAUAUCUCCCCCCCCUUUUAUCCAUAUCUCCCCCCUUUCAUCCAGAUCUCCCCACUUUCAUCCAUAUCACCCCCUCUACAAACCUACCCCCUUUCAUCCAAAUCACACACCUUGCCAACCUCCCUCCUUUCAUCCAUAUUCCCCCCUUUCCUCCCUAUCUCCUCCUUCAUCCAUAUGUCUCCCCCUUUCAUCCAUAUGAUCCCCCUUUUAUCCAUAUCUCCCCCAUUUUCAUCAAUUUCUCCUCCCUUUUAUCCAUAUCUCCGCAUCCUUUCAUUCAUAUCUCCCCCUUCAUCCAUAUUCCCCCCCUUUUAUCUAUAUCUCCGCCCUCCAUCCAUAUUUCUCCUUGCCAGCCUCCCCUUUCAUCCAUAUCACCUCCCUUGCCAAUCUCCCCAUUUCAUUGACAUCUUCCCCUUGCCAAUCCAUUUCCUUUUAUCCAUAUAUCCCCCUUUUCAUCAAUUUCUCCCACCCUUUUAUCCAUAUCUCCCCUCCCCCCUCUUUCAUUUAUAUAUCCCCUUUCAUCCAUAUUCCUUUCAUCCAUAUCUUCCCCUUGUCAACCUCCCCCUUUUUAUCCAUAUCUCUCCCCCCUUGCCAGCCUCCCCCUUUCAUCCAUAUCUCUCCCCUUUGUCAACCUCCCCCUUUUUAUUCAUAUCUUUCCCCCUUGCCAACCUUCCCCCUUUCAUCCAUAUUCACCCCUUUUAUCCAUAUCCCCCUUUUCAUCAAUUUCUCCCACCCUUUUAUCCAUAUCUCCCCCCUCUUUCAUUCAUAUAUACCCCCCUUUUAACCAUAUCGCUCCCCUUGUUAACCUCCCUUUUUAUCCAUAUCUUCCCCUUGCCAGCCUCCCCUUUCAUCCAUAUCUCCCUUUGCCAACCUCCCCCCUUUUAUCCAUAUCUCCCCCCUUUCAUCCAUAUCUCUCCCCCCUUGCCAACCUCCCCUGACUACCUACCAAUGCAAUCCUCGUCCAACGCAGCACUCAGAGAACCGGCGGCCCAGUGGAAGGCUCUCCUCACUUGCUUUCCUCCCUACCGUUUUGCCUGGCAUAUACAACUUUUUGUAUUAUACUACAUAAGAGAAUCUGAAGUGGAUUAAAACUCCUUUCUAUCUAAGGAAGCUCUUUAGAUAUAUUUAUAUGUGGUGUUCUGCUACCCCCCAUUCUUCCCCUUCUUCUAUCAAAUUAGAGUAACUAUUUAUUACUCCCCAUGAAUUUAUACAGGAUCAAUUUAACUAUGUACUCCUCUUUAUAAUCUUAUUGGAGUGUAUGUGUAGAAUUGAUGAAUGUACCAUCCAUUUAUGGAUAUACAAGCUAGAGGUGUCAAUUUCUACACUUUAUAUAUCAUGCAUACACAGGACUUUUGUAAGUUACAUAUUGCAUCAUUGUAAUCAAUAUAGCUACUUUACUUUUUAUCUUGUUUAUGAGGAUUUCUAACGCUCUAUCUGACAUACCAAACGCUAAUUAGCUAUACUAUUUUAAGGAUCUAUGUAUCACAUCUUUUCACUUUAAUCACUUGUAGUUCACUGAUUGUAUGUCCAUUAUCCCAAUCAGGAGUUAAUAAAAUAGUUAUCAUUAUUUUGUAUGUAUUUAUGUGGGGUUUUUUUCACUAUUGUUUGGCUCUUUGAGCUUUCAUUGUUGAAUAUCUACUGAUGUGUGGAUAAUUCUAUUGGUAUCGUAUCCUCUUUUUUGAGGCCUGAUCCAAUCUAGCUAUCAAUUUGUAUGUUUGGUUAUGCCCUUAAUUACCCUACAACCAAUACAAACUUUGUAACAGUUUUCUUGUGACUCCAUCAUGUAGUUUUGUCUUAUAUCAAUUUAGUUACCUUAUAUGAUCAUACAUUGCAGAAGCCUGCCACAAUGUCAAUGUACCCUAUUCUUGGCAGGUUCUACACUAGCAUCCUAAUACCUGCAUUUAUGAGAUUUACCCCCUUACUUGGGAAAUGCACACACUCACUAAGUAAACAUAAAAUGCAAAUUUCUCCAAAAGCACUUGUGCAAAGUCACGCACACACACAUAUAGUUUUUUUAAUGAAGAUUUGUUUAUUGCAGGGGUGUACCUAGAGCAUUUGGCACCCGGGGCGGAUCCUGGGCUUGGCACACACACAAAGUCACAAACACAGUUACAGGAAGACAGUUUUACAGACACAGUCAAACACACACUAUUACUUACAGACAGGAGCUGGAGGAGGAGUGGAUUCCCUGAAGUCCUUCCUUGGAGCUGUGGGGAUAUUUAUGGGAUAAUAAUAGUAAACAGUGAGAAUUGCCCUCUAAUUCAAUUCUCAGAUCCCAAAGAUCGUUAUCGUGUAAUUUGAAAAGUAUUUCAUAUAAAUAAAAUCACAAUUUGUUAUAAAAAUAGAUUUAUUUUUAUUGUAACAAAUGAACUAACAAUAACAUGUAACAUGCGUGACAAUAAUCAAUGAAUAUCCAGUAUAAAAUGAUAUGCAAUACAAAAUGCCAAUUUUGUACUUCCACUGGUUAACACAGUAUAGAAUCUACAACAUUAGCUGUCAAGAGAAGAUUUAUGACUGUCUUUCACAGAGAGAAAGAAAAAGUUUCACGCAGAGAACAGAAUUCUUCAAAGUGCAGCGUAAGGUCGUAAAGUUUAGCUGACAGUUAGAAUAACCCUUUCAAUGCUGACUAGACCUCCUAGGUAAUUAAGAUCUAUUCUUAUGUAAUUUUAAAUAAAAUAACAUUUAAACCAGUUCAUUAGUCAUUUCCUGGAACCAUCCAAUAAGAGAAUCUACCAUGUUAUAUAAGCAGAGUUUAAUUUGUCUAAAAGAUAUCUUAUCUUUUAUUAGAGCAAAUCAAUACACCUGGAUAAAAACAGCGGUAUGCUAACAUGUGAUACUAUCACAUUAAUAUAUAAUUAUUCUUAAUUCCACCUGCAGAAUGGAAUGUUUAUAACUAUAUCUUCUUUAAUUAACUAAGAUUUCUUAAUAUGGAAAUCUGACCGUGAUUUAUCCAGUCAUAUAUCAUGCUAUUAGUAAAUUUUAAUUAAUUUAACCCCUUAAGGACCAAACUUCUGGAAUAAAAGUGAAUCAUGGCAUGUGUACUUAAGGGGUUAAAUUAAUUAAAUAAAACCAGCAUAAUUACCAGUUAUGUAGGUAUUCUCAUCAGAUGAGUAGGUAGUCUCAGGAACUUAUUUGGAUGUCUCUCUGCAUGGAGGUGUGUAGGAAUUUCUGAAUGUCCUAGAGUGGAUAUCUGUCAUAGGCCUCUCUGCAUUUCUCCCGACUGUUCACUUCUUUGCUUCCUUUGUAUACCCUUGUAUUCCUCGCCUACCUCUUUCUUCUCCUUUCUCUUCCCUUUGUCUUAACUUUUUAAAGGGAAAAUUCACUAGUUGAUAGACCAAUAGGAACACUGGGGUGUGGUUACCUUCCAGAUAGCAAUUUAGUAUUUGGUCUAUAGAGGGCAGUCUUGUCCCACUAAACAUACCUAUCCAGGAAAGAGUUAACUUUUCUUGGUGGCUAUUUUGACGUCAUUUUGCUUUAUCUUUAUAGUUGCCAUAACUUACGUUUUCUUUCACUUCAAAGGGUUUUCUCUUAGUUUUGUCCAGACUUAGUGUCCGCAAUUCCUGCUAUAAUUUCUAAUAUGACAGUUCGUAAACUAAGUUUCACCUUAAACUACAAUGGGAGGUUAUACAAUAUAAAAAGUAAAAUUAAAUUAUUUAAUCUUCUCUGUCACAAAUGUCUGGGUUUAGAAUUGAUUAUAUUCCAUUAGCAUUUAGACAGUCUGUCCAACCCCCGUUCUCCUUAUCACUUGGUUUGUAUAUACUAUGCAUUCCUUUAGCUCUGGGAAAGUGGUUAGUUUUACAGAUAGAAAUCUUGUGUCUCUUGUUAGCUUGAAAAUAACAAAAUGGAGUCUGCUCUAUUCAAAGUGACUCAGCAUAUACACUUUUAAUUUCUAUCAUGGCACAAGAUGUCUGCCGAUAUAAAUACCCUGACAGAGCCUGUUAGGUGGAGAGGCAGGGAUUCCUUCUUGCUGCACCUCCAUGUGCAGCAGUAACAGCCAUAUUAAGCCCCGCCCCCACUGCCAAUUUGGCUGCGCCCAGAUUCUGCUUAGCCCUGCCCCCACUUUCCUUCCGUGCGGCCAGUUCAGCUGCUCCUUGCGUGUGUGAGCUGUUCUGGCCGCACGGCACCCUAACUACCAUGGGGCAUUGUGCGGCCACAGCCUACACAGCCCCCACACCAGGGUCAUGGCACCCCCCACCCAGUGGCACCCGGGGCGGACAGCCCCCUCCGCUCCCCCCCCCUUUGUACGCCACUGGUUUAUUGGACUUGGAUGAGUGCCUUAGACUAAUGUGCCUAAAUGCCCUCCAGAUGUACAUCUUGACCUGCACACUGAACUAAUAAUGUUUUUAUUAAUAAUAAAACUGUGCAGAGCAUUUACAUCAUGAUGUCAUGAGAAGAGACACUAUAUUGAAAAAAUGAUGUUCCCUGCCUGAAACUUUGCAGAAUUACAAAUAACAGAAUGAUUCAAGUGGUUAAAUAUUGAUAUUGCUGUUUUACGAUUGAAAUAUUAUAUCACUUAAACAAACAUUGGUAUGUUGCUUUAGUAAAUAUCUCACAUGUAAUAAAACGUAUUAUAAGGCUUGCUAACUCAAUUCUGUUUUUUUUCUAGGUAUUGUAGGUCUUUGGUCUCUGGCAAUUUUGGCCUUUGAGAGGUAUUUGGUAAUCUGCAAACCCAUGGGGGAUUUCCGCUUCCAGCAGCGACACGCAGUCCUUGGGUGCACUUUCACUUGGGUUUGGUCUUUCAUUUGGACAUGUCCACCUCUUUUUGGAUGGUGCAGCUAUGUUCCUGAAGGUUUGCGUCCUUAAAUACCUAGAAUAUGAAAGAACAGUGAAUAAAUAUAGAAAUAUCUAUCGUUUGCUCCAUCUCUUUGUUUGUAUGUCCAACAACACCUACAGCAACAUCAUUGGGGCUUGAUUAGCCAGUCUGGAACAAGAGUUCUGGACUGACUUAUGUCAAUUCUGUUCAUAUUGGACAUCUGUCAUCAUCACACACAGCAUGCUGGCAACAAACAUCCAAUGUCCUGCCCUCAGUCCGUCCUCCCCCUAUAUCGCCACCCUGGCAGCUAGGAGGAGGGUCUUAAACUACUGUUGUUUUUUGGUUGGAGUAAUCCUUUUACCACUAAAUCAGACCUCAAAUCCUCUUGCUUCACCUUGUGGUUCUCCAGAGGUUAAAAAACAGGCACAUCAUAUUCAUCAACACCCAGGCAACAGCCCACAAUAAGUUGUUUACUGUAAUGGAAUCAACUUUCUCAGUAAAGUAGAGGUCCAACUGACAUUGAAAGCAACCAAAUUACGGCAUUUUCAAAAUGCUAUUGAAAUGUUAAUUAUAUUAAAGAUUUGGUCACUAGGUUCCUAUUGUAAACUUAAUUUGGGUCUAGCCAACAAUAACAGAUUAAAAAAGACUGAUGCUAUAACAUUACAGCCUUACUAAAACGAUGAAGGAUCACAUUACAUUUUGAAUUUUAACAAUGAAGAUCUUUUGAAAAGUUAGUUUUGAAAACUAAUUAGAUUAUAUCAGUAAUUGUAAUAUCUUAUUCUUUAGGACUGCGGACAUCUUGUGGACCCAAUUGGUACUCCGGUGGUAAUAAUAACAACAGUUACAUCAUGGCAUUAUUUACAACAUGCUUUAUCAUGCCUUUAAGUACCAUCAUUUUUUCUUAUUCAAACCUGUUAAUGGCACUGAGAGCUGUAAGUACAAACAUAUUAAACGUGUAAAUGCAUAUCAUUACUAUUUUAGUCAAGUUUCAUGGUUAUUAACUAAAGUGUGCAUAGUUGCGAUUCAAGCUAGAUUGCAAAUUUUAGGCCACAAUAGUGGAUAAUAAAAAUUCUCCAAGUCUCUAUGUUUCGGGUUUGACUAUUUAGUCCUAAAAUGUCAAAUCCUAUUAGAAUUCUCUGUAAAUCCGUGAAUCACAAUAAAUUCAUCAAAGCUGUGGAAUCCCUGUGGAACAUUGUAUCAUGUAAUAAGCUUUGCUAAUUAAAUGGCAAGCUAACUAAGUUUUUGAUUGAAUUACAUUGUAAAAACCAGGUGAUAACUACCGACUGUAUUUGAUUGGGUUCUUUGUCCUUCAGAAUUUCGGCUGGAUUUAACCUCUUAACACCAUUACAGCGUUCUAUGCUGUCCCGCAUUUAAUGGUCUCUAAAGCUGUUGCGGUGGCAUAGAACACCUUAACAGGUUUUUGCCUGGAGCACCCAGGAUCCUUACCUUCUCAGGGGUCAGCUUCGGGAAGGAUGCCUAGCAGCCGAGGCAGUCCUCCCACGGCAAAACAAGGCCCUCCGGGGGCCAGGUGAUCGCUCUUAAAGAGCGAUCACUUGGCCGCAAUAGCCCAAAAAAUAAUUAUUCCACACAUUAAAAUAAUUAUAUAUAUAUGUGUGUAUAUAUAUAUAUAUAUAUAUAUAUAUAUAUUUGUGUGUAUAUUAUUUAUAUAUAUAUAUAUAUAUAUAUAUAUAUAACUUCUUACCUAGUGUAUUUUAAUAUUAAUAUAAUUACAUAUAUUAGUAUUAAAAUACACUUAGAAUGAAGUUACAUAUAUAUAAGAUAUAAAUAUCUGCAAGUUAUAGGGCUAUCGGUACAAAUAGGAAAUUGCGGUUUCAAAAUAUAUAUAUUUUUUUAAAUGUAUCAGUAGUGACAUUGUAACACUAUUAUUUGUCAUAAAUCUCUGAAUCACACCUCACAUGUACAUAUUUUUUUAAAGUACACAACCCAGGGUAUUCAAUAUGGGGUAUGUCCAGUCUUUUUUAGUAGCCACUUAGUCACAAACACUGGCCAAAGUUAGCAUUUAUAUUUGUCUGUGUGUUAAAAAUGCAAAAAACGCUAACUUUGGCCAGUGUUUGUGACUAAGUGGCUACUAAAAAAGGCUGAACAUACCCCAUUUGCAAUACUUUGGGUUGUCUUCUUUUGCAAAUGGUAUGCCAUCAUGGGGGUAAUUCUCAUUCCUGGGCUACCAUACACUCUCAAAAGGCAACAAAACCAAUCUGACAAAUUUCAAUGAAAAAAGCCCACUUAAAAUUUAAUAAACUAGAAAUUUCACUUUUUUUACCUUUAGAGAUCCCAACCCCCAGCACUUCACAUUUGGAUAAAUUUACUUUGAAAUUAGAGACAUCUCCAUAUUUAUUUAAUUCAAUAUUCACCUGAGCCAAGGAGCUCCUAGGAUCAGUUACUGUUAAUAAAACAUCAUCAGCUAAUGCUGAUAUUUUUAAUUCUCCUCCUGAAAAUCCAAAUCCUUUAAUUUGAGGGUGUUUCCUUAUUGACUGUAAUAAAGGCUAAUGGCCAAAACAAAGAGGAGAGGGGGAUAAAGAACAUCCCUGCCUUGUUUCAAUCUUGAUAUAAAAGGGAUUUAAAUCUUGCCCAUUCACCUCGAUACUAGCUGUGGGUUCUGAGUACAAUGUCUGUACCCAAAAUCUAAACCUCUCGCCAAGCCUAAUUGCCUCUAAAAUGCUGAAUAGAUAGGACCAAUCCACCCUUUCAAAGGUCUUCUCUGCAUCUAUGGCAAGCAGGACUGUGGACGUCCUUGACAUUGUUGCUCCAUGUAUUACACUAAGUAUCUUAGUGGUGUUAUCCCUUACCUCCUUGCCUGUCACAAAGCCUGCCUGAUCAAGAUGGAUUAGUCCAGGCAAAUAGGGCAUUAAGCAUAAGGCCAACAUCUUUGCAAAGAGUUUUAGGUCUGUGUUUAUUAAGGAAAUUGUCUUAUAACUCCCACAUUUAUAAGUAUCCUUCCCUUUUUUAGAAGCACUAUGAUUGAGGCUCGUAACAUGGGAGGGGGUAAAGCACUUUCAGGGCCCAUAGAGUUGAAUGCAUUAACAAAAUGUGCUGCUAAUUGUGAUUGAAAAGUUUUGUAAUAAAAUACUGUGAAGCCAUCUGGCCCUGGGCUUUUCCCUUGUGGCAUAUUUUUUAUUACCCUUCCAAAUUCCUCUGUUAAUGGAAUCUCUAAGCUAUUAAUCUGAUCGUUCAAUAUUCUCUGAGGUAGAUUCAAAUUUAUAUAUUCAUACCUAAAGUUCUUUUUUUUUUUUUUUAAUUCUUUAUUUUUCGCAGACAACUUAAUGAUAGACAUUGCGUAUAACAUAAUCUUCAGAGCAAAACAUUUCGAUUAACAAUAUACAUGCAUUUGUUGAUUAACAAUAUACAUGCAUUUGUUAGGGUCUCAUUGAUUGUGGAUGUUAUUUUAAUAAAGUAGCUUUAUACCGCCGUAUACAUGCCUCAAGUGUUUGCUUUAAUAGCUGUAGAUGUCUAAGGCAUAUUUGGCCUUGUGGUAACAAGAAAUAAAAGUUUAAAUGGUGUGUAUCUAGAGCGGACUGGGCGCUGUGUGAAUACAGCUCCACAGAGUUGAGUGGAUGUAUGUUGGUACUAGCAUGGAGCUGGGGGGUAGGUGGUAUAGAAGGAGCUAGUGUACCCAGGGUUAUCCCGGUCAUGGCCCGCUUAGGCCUGAAAGGUAGCAGGGGUGGGUAAGGCCCUUCCCUGCAAGUAGUGCAUAGCUUAUUAUAUAAUGUAGUACUUAAGAGGUGCAUAAACAAAGGAAAAUUCAACAUUAAACUGUAAACUUAUGCUUCAUCAGAGAUGCAUAUGGAAAAGGCUGGCACCAUGGGGAGCAUGGGCCUUAAAACAUAAAAAGGUAAAACUUAAGAAUAAUCGCAAAGUCAAGUAAUCGCCCUGGUGGAUAAGUUCCGAUUCGCUGGGGUGAAUGGGACGAUGUUAGCUGGGUCCCACUCUGUAGGUGCAGGUGUUGCAGGCGUUGCGGUGUGGUUCAGGCCUAGAGUAGUCAGGGCCACCUCGAUCUCCAAUGCCUCUGUCACCCUGAGCUUCGUGUUCUGAUGUUUGAUGAGGAGGAAGCGUGUCAGACAACAAUGGUAUUUGAUACCCUUUGAUGUCAGUAUGGACGUGAGGGGACGCAGUGUUUUCCACCACUGUAAGGUCGGGCGGGAGAGGUCAGAGUAAAAGGUAAUGUCCAUCUCCUCAAACCGAAACGGGGGUUUUCCUCUUACUGCACUCAUGAUGGCAGCCUUGUCCUGGCCAUUUUGAAAUUUGAUCAAUAGGUCGCUGGUGUUGGAGGCUGUGGCUGACGGAGGCUUGGGGAGAUGGAACAUCCCAUCCGAUGUGAUGCCCCUCGCUUGUUUGGGAGAUAGAAGGGCUGCAAAGAGCCUGCGCAGAAGGUGUGGUAGUUCUGCCUGGGUGAUGCUGUCUGCGAGAACCCUAAUUUUCAGGUGUUUCCACCGUCUUCUAUCUUCCAUGGCUGCAAGCUGGUGGCUCAGCAUGUUGGAGCUGUGGUAAGGGUGCCUAUCUGUUGCUGCAACUCCAGAAUGUGUGCUGCGUGCGUUAUGGUGGUAUGUUCGACUGCGUCCAGGCGUCCAUUGAACCCCUUGAGGUAUUUCUGAUGAGAGGUUUUGGCGGAGAUCCGCCAGGAGACUGGUAAGGAUUUCCGUGGUGAGUGGCGAUGAACCCUUGUUUGCUGGCAGGGUAGGCCUGUGUGGCUUUAAUACCAAAUCCUCCAUAUUGUGGAGAGAGUAGUCCUCUGAUGCAUCAGAGAAAUCUCCCUGAUCUGCUGCCAUGUCAGAUCUCCCUGCACCAUGCAGCCCUGUCAAGAGGUCCCCAAUAUCGGCGCAGAAUCUGGGUCGAUCCAGUCGGGGCUUUUUUAGUUUUCCGCCCCAUCGUCUGACAACACCCUCCGGCAUGUGUUGAGGGGAAUACACCCCGUAUCUCCACUUAUUUUGGUUGCUUUUUGUGCCGGGCUAUCGGAGCUCAGGAAGCCUGCGGCCGUUGUGGUUAAGAGCUAGCCCCGCCCCCUAUAGUCCUUUUUAUUUAUUUUUUAAAUUUGUAUUUUAUUGGGUUUUGUACACACAGUAUACAUUUUUCCAUUAUAUGGGUUAUUAUAUGGGUUAUAACAGGAUCUAGUAACAUUUAGUUGGGUUACAAACAUAGCAAUAAUCACGGAAUCGGUUAAAUAUCAGUUAAGUAUGUACGGUAGCAUUGCGAGGAACCAGGUUACACGUUUCUAUCUUUAUACGGAGACCCCUGCUUAGUGAGGUUGCGUGAUUCUAGCAUUUUCAACAGACUUAUUCUGUGUAUGCAAAGUCAGGUAAUUAGGGCAUAGACUUGGAUUAGUGGGUUAAAAAUAUAAGGAUACUCCCUCUGACUCUAUAAACAUAUAUACACAUGAAAAACAUUACUAUAAUAAUAAACAUGACAAGUGUUGAGUUUCUCAGUCCACUUGUCAUGUUUAUUAUUAUAGUAAUGUUUUUCAUGUGUAAAUAUGUUUAUAGAGUCAGAGGGAGUAUCCUUAUAUUUUUAAUGGACUAGGGAGAUUGUAUAAUUUUUGAUAAUAUGAAUGGAAAGCAUCCGCUAUUGCGUCUGUCGUCAUAUGCAAUUUCCCUGAGUCAUCUAUAAUUUUUUCUAUGUAUGAGUUUUGACAUUUACAUACUAUAUUGACAAGGUAACUUUCCAAAACACCAGAAAACCUGUUCAUUAGGGGUACUGUUGUACUUGUGAAACAUCGCUGAAUACAAAUAUGUGCAUUUUAUUGCAGUAAAAGCUAACGGUAUUAUGACAUUCACAGUUAAAAUGAAAAAAAUUCUUAGUUUCUAACACUUUUUUAGAUUUUAUUCAUAAUAAUUAUAUAUAUGAAUAGUUGCUGUGAAAUGAAAACCCUGUUUCUCCUGAACAAAAUUAUAUAUAUAUAAUAAGUGUGGGUGCACUUAAUGAAAGAGGUAAAUUAUGGUUGAAUAUACAGUGCAAAUUCCAGGUUUUGUUUACGUUUUGUUUUGAUCAGAAUGUGUAGAAUUGACUCAGUCCUUAAGGGGUUAAUGUCAGACGCAGGCAGCUGAACCUAAUAAAUUGGUGUGCAACUCAACAUAAAAUCUCUGAUAAAUGUGCAUCAAAAGCACAAUUAUAGACCCUUUUUAAUCAUUUACCUUGUUGGUCAUUAAAAAAGAAAUUCAAAGAAGCCUAGGGGGUCAAAAUGACCCCACACUAUAGUAUGAUGUGGACAGACAUGUGUACAAACCAGUGAGCAACCAGUGGCUGCACAUUUUAAUAAAAAAAUAGCGACUGGGUAGCUAUUGCUGCCCACUCACUAAUAAAAUGAAAAAUAUUCCCACAAAAGUCUCAAGAAAAAACAAUUGCAUAGAGUGGGAAACUCCUUAAAAAUGCUUUUCCUGACAUGCAAGUUAAUUCUACGCAGAGCCAGUCACUGCUAACCUUAAAUUAAUGUUUAAUGCUUUGUGGGGUCUUUCUGUUGGAAUGUACAUCUUCCUUAUAUAUUUUAUUAAUACCUCCACCCAUUGCCCAUUGGUGGGAGCUGUGGGGGACAUGAGGUCUCCCCAAAUUAAGAGAUUAUUAGCCACACCUACUGCCUAUGGGUGUGGGCCGAGGGGCCAUUAGGUCCCCCUGUUAUUUAAUUAUUAGCAUUAUCUUCCUGAGUCUACCCCAGUCAUUAUAUGUAUUACCCUGCCAAUCCCCCUCACCCUAAUAAUAGUGCAAUCAAUACACAGAAGGAAUAAACUAAAUAUCUAAAAAUGUAAAAAUGUAAUACUUACCAUUAGAUUUUUUUUUUCUAAAAACUUUUAUUUUUUUCAGCCCAAAAAAGGCUAAAUAAAAGUCCAUAAAGCUCAUCGAGCUAAUAAAAUUUAAAAAAAAGACUCGAUCGCAUUAAAAAAAUGCUAGCCAAAAAAAAAAAAUCCCGACAAUAAAAAAUAACCCAUCUUCACCCAUGGAGGGCUCUGCGCAAAGUGAACUCUGCUGGGUGGGAAAAAGGCUUAUAAAGUCUUCCCAUGCCAAUCAAUUUGAAUCAGAGUGCUCUGACAGGUAAAUCUUGAGCCUUGCAGAGCUCCCCGCCACUUCUAUUUUUACACAUUACAAGGAGGGAGCCGGUAGAGUUCAUUCAUAAGCAUUUACAGUACAUUCAUAGAAAUAUUUGGAUAAGAGCUCAAAUGGCAGUUUAUAUUAGAUGUUUAGUGUUCACCUACUUCACAGCUGAUCACUGUUUACAUAUGGAGGAGCAGUAUCAGUAGAUAGCAUUUUAACUCAAUAUCACACUUAUCAAGGGGACAGAACCAGUGCCAGUGAGAACGAGAGAGAGAUUCUGACUGACAUCCCAAUUGGCUAUAACCUUCAAUUGGGGUAGAAAUUGUAAACAGACGAUAGGAUGGAAGUAAAAAAAACAAAACUGGUUGAUCUGGGUUCCUGCAACAUAGGUGCACUGCUCUGCCAGACUCCACAGCCUAUCCAAAACAAAGCUUGACAAAGGCCUCUGUUUAGGCCAAAAUGUUGCUCCUUUGUUCCUAUAAAUCUGCCUUUUGCAAUAUCCAUUGUGUCUGGACCUAAAUUUCUUCAUACCCAGACAAAGAUGGCACCUGGAGAGAUUUAUUAUUCUGAUGACUAUGGCAUGAAUGAUAAUCCUGUGGCUUUACCACUACCAUGCGUAGGAACAUCUUCUUUUUCCAGCCCAAGGGGAUAAGCUCAUUUAACUAAGUCAUAUAUUAAAGCCCUGCUGAUAGAUAUAAAAGCUAUGUUCCAGGCUGACAUGGCUGUAGUCAGAGAGGAAGUUUUACGCUCAUAUAAUAAACAUUUUUUGUUGCUUGUAAUUUCAUUGUGUUAUAAUGGCUAAACUAUGUAGGUUACCAUCUAUUUUGUUACUUAAUUAAAUGUGUUUUCUCCUCCACAUUCAUUGUUAUAUAGAUUUAUUUUAUUUUAUCUUAUUAUUUCAAAACUGUGUAAUCUACUAUGUGUCCGUUCUUAUGAAGGAGUUCAGAUUCACUUAUGUUCUGUUAUUAUGCUGAUAUUGUGUGGAUCAUUUUGCUUGUUUGUGACUAAGCACUAAUCAGCUAAUGCAGCUCCUGGUCUCAAAGUAUUAACAUGGAUAGAUAUGAAAUGUUAAUAUAGUGUUAAGACCAAACAUAAUAUCUGUAAUUAAAGCCACUGAGAAAUAAGAGCAAAUUUUACCUCCAAAGGAGUUCUUUCUGAAAUAUUGUUAAUUAGUCACUGACUCUGCUAGCAAUUGCAAUUAAGAAAACAGUUCUUCAUUACUGCAUUUCCUUAGCUAGAUAUGCAUCUCCUAUUGGUAUUGAAUUUAUAAUUCUUCAUAAUUCUUAUUAAAAUUGUCCUUGACAAGAUGCUAUACCCACCUUCCCCCUCUUUAUUUCUCAUUUGAAGAGUUGAUUUAAUAUUUUAUUGUCAUGAGAAUGAAGUUUGAAACUUGAUGCAAACUAAAACUUGAAAUAUCAACUGGCUUAGUAGGAGAUUUUUAUUAUUAAUCAGAUUUUCUCCUAAUUAAUAAUGCAUUCCUUGCACAUAAUAACCUCCUUUGAUAUUGAUAUGAAUCUCUAAGUUGCUGUAUUUGUACAAACUUUAUACCGGUCAGCAGGCCAUUUGGGAGUUCAACAGUUUUGUUCAGUUUUAGCUCCAAAUAUUUUAAUUGUUUUCACAUGGACAUGGUCCAUUUCAAUAAUUUAAUUGUCCUGAGAUUCUUAUGUGAUAGAAAGAUAUUAAUGUAAUCAAUAUACUUUAUAUUUAAAUAUUUCUAUAGGUAGCAGCACAGCAGAAAGAUUCAGAAACAACUCAGCGGGCUGAGCGAGAAGUAACCAGGAUGGUUAUUGCCAUGGUGCUAGCAUUCCUUAUCUGCUGGUGUCCCUAUGCUGCCUUUGCCGUGGUGGUAGCAUCCAAUAAGGACAUUGUAAUUGAACCCACCUUAGCCUCAAUGCCUUCAUACUUCUCAAAAACUGCCACUGUGUACAAUCCAGUUAUCUACGUCUUCAUGAAUAAGCAGGUCUGUAUGAACUGAGGAUCUGACUGCUUGCCACAUUGUAGGUUGUAAAAACUAUAUCACUAAUAUUAAGCAUGUGCCUUAAUGCAAACCUUAACCAAUACUUGUUAAAGUACACUGUAGGCACAUUUAGUGCUUCAUCUCAUUUAAGUGGUUAUAGUACAUAAAGUACACUGAUGUCAUCCUUCCAUGCAGUGUUAAAUGAUCUUUAAUAUUUUAAUGCUAAACGAGAGUCCCCAGAAUCCAAUCCUCUCUGUGCUGCUCAAGAUAAUGAGGACACGCUUGCCUAAACAGCAUUGGUCAGCUGGGAUUGCCUGAGACUGACAGAUGAUUGGUUUCAGCCUAUCACAGCACCCAUAGCUAAUAUGAAUUGGUAUGGUUUGAAGAAAGUCUGUAAUCUCUACCUAAGCCAUACUUCCAAUGGGGACUAGGAUUUGGUGGCCAGGGACCCUUAUUCAGUGGUAACCUGUUCAAAAAAUAAUUUAGUACUGAAUGGAGGGACAGUGCCAGGGGAUUCUAGGCACUAUAACCAAUUUAAUGAGAUUACAUGAUUAUAGUGUCUAAAAUGCCUCUUUUACUUACAAAUUCAAAAACCUGUUUUUUCUAUAAAUCUGGGUUACCAACAGGUAGACCCCAGGGAUUGUAAAAAUACUACGUCUCAACACAAUGCCAGACCUUAUUUAGCAAUGCAGAUGACUUUACCGUGAACUUCAAUUUUGUAAGAAACCUAGCAUUCGUUUUAUUGAUGAGUUUGCUUUUAUUCAAACUCAGAAUAACCUCCACAUAAUAACCUAUAGGGUCUCUCUUUCUUUGUAGUUCCGCAAUUGUUUAAUGAGCAUUUUGUGUUGUGGACGCAACCCGUUUGGAGAUGAUGAGUCAAGUACAGUAAGUGGUCGUACAGAUGUCACUUCAGUGUCUGAAGGGGGUGGAAAUAAGGUCACACCAGCAUAAGCCUACUGAUCUCCAGUUCCAGACUACCAAAAAUCCUUUAGAAGAAGACAGAAAAAGUGUUGUUUUUCUUUUCUAAUUAUUGCAAUAAAGCAUUAUUUGAAUUAUAUGUAUUUCUUUCAAUUCUCAUUAUAUUCAUUAUGAAUUAAAUUAUUCACAACAACAGUCUGAAGGAGAAUUUGUAUACGUAUGUUAAACCAGAUUUCUAUCCGUGAAUAGCCUUGUCAUGAUACUUAAACUUGACUAAUAAAACAACUUAAAAG